Messenger RNA from Podarcis lilfordi (Lilford's wall lizard), 57084 nucleotides. The record is from the annotation of a GenBank genome assembly. NCBI's taxonomy places the organism in Eukaryota, Metazoa, Chordata, Lepidosauria, Squamata, Lacertidae.
CAGCAGCAGCAGCCGCCGCCUCCGCCGCGCGGAGCGGAGUUUGUGGCUGCCGCUCGCGUGAAGAUGGCGGGCGUCGCCGAUGCCGCCUCCGCCGGGAGCGGGGAAGGCGGGCGGCGGGGGGGGCGGCGGUGGCGGCGGCGGCCCCCCGGAGCUCUCCCUGCUGCAGCCGGGCUCCGGGCAGCAGCAGCGGCGGAGCAGCUUCACGGGCGGCGAGUGCCGCUCCCCUCAGCCGUCCCCGGCUCGGUCCGCGCCGCCCGCCUCCAGCCCGCCGUCGCCCGGCCCCGGGCAGCAGCAGCAGCAGCAGCAGCGCGCCGCCGAGACGCUCGGCUUCUACGAGAGCGACCACCGCCGGCAGCAGAAGCGCGGCGGGGCCUCAGGUGAGGCGGGGGCGAGCGGGGGCGGGGCUGGAAGGACAGGCAGGCGUGCCCGCGAGCAUGUACAGAGUGCACCGCGGCGGGCUCGGAAAGAAAAGCGGAGUGCCUCUGGGCACGUGCAGAGUGUUUUGUUUCCCGCGCAAGCAGGCUCACGCGCACUCGAGCCCAUGCAUUGGGGGCGGCAGGAGUCAAAUUUAGGUGCUUAGAUUUUAAAUUUAUAAAUAAAAAAUUAUUAUUAUUAUUAGAUUUUCCCAAGAGGUGGGAGCCAAAAGGGGCUGCUGUGGUUACGACGCCUGUUUCUCUCCGGGAAUGUCUUGUCGGCACCGAGGAAAAUCAAUGCACCUUGCACUUAGUCGGGGGUGUUUCGUGGUUGUUCAUAGGUGGCGAGGUGGGUCUUGCGCAGGGUGCCAGGGCAAGACCUCCCAGGCGGCCUUCCCACCAGAUGUCAAAGAGAAAAACAACUACCAAACUUUUAGAAGACAUCUGAAGGCAACCCUGUUUAUGGAAGCUUUUAAUGUUUAAUAGGUUAUUGUAUUUAAACGUUUUGUUGGAAGCCGCCCAGAGUGGCUGGGGAAACCCAGCCAGAUGGGCGGGGUACAAAUAAUAAAUUAUUAUUAUUAUUAUUAUUAUUAUUAUAGCAUAAGCCCCAGUGGUGUAAUUUUUUUUCCUCCCUAGAAAUGAAGGGCUGAGUGGAUUCAGGAGCAUGGAGAGAUUUGGGUGGCGAGUGACUUGGCAGACAGCGUUUGGAGCUGUGGGGCAGGAGGAAGUGCGUGAGCGAGCAGAAAUCAAAGCGGAGAGUUGUCCUCUCUCAGCCAAGUGUUGCUGCUCUUUUAAAUCUAAAGGUGGCAAGGAGGCUGUAGAAGUAGAAAUAGCAUUCCUGCGGCGUGCGUGUUUUGUGCACCAAGAAGUGAAUCCGGCAGUUCUACUCUUGAGACAGUACAAGAGUUCCUCUGAAGUCAAGUACUUAAGAGGAUUUCUCUCUCUCUCUCUCUCUCUCUCUCUCAUGACAGCCUUGCCAACUGCUCUCUCAUUGGUUCUGCUGUUCUUGCCUUUUCCAAGUUUGAGAUUCGGUGCUGUCAAAAGUUUGGAGGAAUUUAGUUUUACAAGCACCUAAGCUGAAGCUUGUGUACUACUACACAUUUGUCUUGCUAGGUCAGGCUUUUGGCGCGCACCAGUUCUGAUACAUAGUUAGUCGCUGAAGUUUAUUAGGCAUGUCGGCAAAGGCAGUAAGUUAUUUUUGGGAAUCUAAUUUUAGGCACUGAGGUUUGGAAAAAAAUGCUUAGAGAUUCUGCAGCUCAUCAAAGUGUAUUGAUGCAGUAUCUAGGUGUGGAAAGAGGUUAUUGCUUGAACAUAUAUAACUACUCAUCUGUGUAAAAUUCUUUUUUCCGGUCCGGAGUGGAGAUAAUAGCAUUGGAUGUGACAGUAUAGGUGGGUUUUGUCAACUCACAAUUCUAGUGCCUUGACUUAUAGGAUGGAAAGUGUCAAUGCACACACAGAGACUUGAGUGCAGAGUUUAAAACUGAGAUUUGUCCUGUUUAAUUUUAAAUUGUGUCAGAAGUCAUAUUUACUACUAGAGUACACCUUAGAAGUCAUUGGGUACACUGCCAUUCUCCAUUUCUGGUUCAGGAGACACGAUUUAGAGAUUUUAAAAGUCUAUACUUCAGAUUUAAAUUAGGGUUAAUUGUCAGGAAAAUGAACUCAAGAGCAGAAGAACUAUUUGGGCUGUCUGAAUAAUUACUAUCGGCAGUAGGUGAUAGAACAAUUAUACAACAAAGCUGCUAGAUGUCAAAUAGAUAGUGUGCUUUAUUCCAGAAUUAUAAGUAUUGUUCAAAUGGAAACAGGCAUAAUUUUAUCAUAUCCUUCCCAAAAAAACCGUGUUCAAAAAAGGAAAAAAUGAGGAGGUGCUAGAAAUACUUUGCUACGUGAGGAAACAAAUAGUGUUAAAAUUGCAGACUUCUGUUCUAUAUAGAUAAUAGCACUGCUGGUGCCCAUGAAAUAUGGACAGAUAGGAAACUUAUUUUGUAACACAUGCAUACCUCAUACAUUUCUUUAUUGGAAUUGGAGCUGAUUAGAUUAUGUAAAAAUUAAGUUCAGUUUUUUGCUCAAAGCUGCAAUGGUUUUUCCUCUUCAUGACACUCGCAGAUUCUAUAACAUUCUGGACUAGGGCAUUAUGUCACAGAAGUCUGCGGCUCUUCAGGUGGAUGAAACUGUACUAAUGUGUAAUCUCACUGGCAAAUUGACUUGACUUGGAAUGGCCUGGUUGGAGGGGUGGGGUACAAAUAAUAAAAUUAUUAUUAUUAUAAAAUAGAAAAAAGUGCUCAGUGGGAUAUCCUGUGGUCUGUAAAAGAUGGCCAUAUUACUACUGGAAAUGUUUCUGAAGGAUUGCACCUAUGUCAGCAGCACAAAAGUAGCUGCAGAAACAAAAAUUAAAGUAGCAAGACCAGUGCCUAUUCUUACAGUGUCCCUGUCAAUAGUACCACAUACCCCAUCAUUAUGUUACAUAAUAAGAAUUUCCCCACAUUAGCCGAAAGCACCAAUCAAUAUGCAGCAACAGCUGCAAUGUCUUCUUUGCACAGGUUAAAUACAGGGACACUGAUAACUACCUGUUGUAUAAGCAGGGUGGGUAGGGGUGUUAAGCUGCCGGAGCUCAGAAACUGCUUGUACUAAUGAAAUUCUCUGUCGCAAAAUGCGCCUGGAAUAAUGGGAGUUUCAAACACUGGGUACGAAUGAAACUGCAUACCAUGAUUUAAACAUAUGGACUCUUAUUCCUGGCUAUACAGGAGAAGGAGAGAAGGGUGGAGAGUGUGAACUCAAUGUUUGUCCUGGCUUGUUAAUGUUACUCAACUGUAGUCUAGCAUGACGUGUCACCUUUUAAGGUCUAUCAUUACGAUGAACAUUGAUUUAAGAUUUAUAAUAACAGGGAGCUCUUACAUUAUUUAUUUCAUCUGUGAAUCACUAUAAAGCAUCUCAAAGGAAUUUCACAAUGCAACAAAUGUAUAAAACAUUUACAUAUAUAAAAACAUUUACAUAUGUAAAGACCAUUUCCAUUCAGUACAGGUAGUAACUGGGACGGGGUGGAGUGGGGAGGUGGAAUCUCCACUUAAAGGGCUUACUGAAAGAGGAAAGUCUUCAACAGACAUCAGAGAGAUCACCGAGAUGUCACCUGUCUCAUGCAUAACAGGAAGGAGGUAGCUGCUGUCAUAAUAAAGGCUCAAUUUCAACAUGCUGUGGAAUAGCUCUCCUGGUAAGAUGUUGUGAACAGGAUGCCUUCUCCUGCAGUGUGCAGUGAUUGGUUGGGCAUGUAAAGGAUUUGAUUAUCUUUUCGGAACCCUGGCCCCAAUCUUUAUAGGGCUUUGUGCAUCUUGAACUUGGCCCAGUAGCUAAUCAGCAGCCACUGCAAUUGGUGCAGUAUGGUGUAGUGGUUAAGAGCGGAAAACUUGUAAUCUGGUGAACCGGGUUGCGUCUCUGCUCCUCCACAUGCAGCUGCUGGGUGACCUUGGGCUAGUCACACUUCUCUGAAGUCUCUCAGCCUCACUCACCUGACAGAGUGUUUGUUGUGGGGGAGGAAGGGAAAGGAGAAUGUUAGCCGCUUUGAGACUCCUUCAGGUAGUGAUAAAGCGGGAUAUCAAAUCCAAACUCCUCCUCUUCUUCUUCUUUCAACCUCAGAAUUCUGCCCCUCAGAGCAGUUGAGCUGCCUCAUUCUACACUAGCUGCAGCUUUUCUAGGUCAACCUCAAGGGUAGCAACGCAUGAUAGUAAUCCAUUGGUGACCAUUGGAUAGUUCAGUUGGUUAGAACAUGAUGCUGAUAAAACCAAGGUCACAGGUUUGAUCCCCAUAUGGGACAGCUAUAUAAUACUGCAUUGCACAAGGUUGGACUACAUGAUCCUCAAGAUCCCUUCCAACUCUACAAUUUGAUGGUUCUGGAGGACCAGUACAUGGGUGGCAGUUCUCAGGCUAUCCUGGCCUAGAAAUGGCCAGAGCUGGUAAAGAAACCCAUAGAUCAUGAAGUCAUCAGAGAUGGAUCCAACCCCCAGACUAGGAAUGUGCUCCUUCAUGGGGAGUGCAACCGCAGCAGACAAAUGACCAAUUUUCUGGACUUGUGACCUACCCAACCACAGUGCUUUUGUCUUGUUGGAAUUUAGUGUCAGUUUGUUGGCAUUCUUCCAGCCCAUCACAGAGUCCAGGCACUGGUUCAGGGCUAAUGUGGCCUCUUCUGAGUCAAAUAUUACAGAGAAAUAGAGUUGACUGCAUUAAUGUACUGAUUACGCUUCUCCCCAAAUCUCCUAAUGACAGCUCCAAUGGCUUUACAUCAGAGGCACCCACACGCAGUCAGAAGAUUGAGGGCACCCACACGCAAUGUCGUGUGAUGUCCUGACAUUGCACGGGGGGCUCUCUGAACAUUGAGAGAGCCCCUUCACGAAUCUCCCAGCCCCUUCACGAAUCUAUCACAGUACUUUACAUAACACAUACACAUAAAAAAUUUAUAUACAUGCUGGUAUUCAUAAAUAUAAAUUUUUCAAAUGACUAUUGUUUUGGCCAAAACUUCAGGGGCUGAGCCCCAUUUAUAUUUGUGGUGUCCAAUAAUUGCUAUUAACAAUGUGUCACUGAUGUGAAUUGUGUAUUCAUGAAUUUUGAAAAAAAUAAAUAGAAAGUGCUGCUGCAUUUGGGGUGGGGAGCUGACUAGCCAUUCUGUUUUUGUGCCAAGGAACCAGGAACCAUGUGGUGAAUAGUUUUUCGAUCCCAGAUUCUAACACUGCUUACACGGGGUUGAGAUAAUAAUCCAAUGCUGUCAUUUGAAACUGACCCCAGGGAUAGGACUGGAACCACUGCAAAACAGUGUCAACAGUGCCCAUUGCACAAAACUGGUUCAGGCGAAUGAUUAAUGGUAUCAUUAAAAUAAAUAUACAAGGUGUAUCUGAUGGCAAAAUGGUUUUCAUUAGCUUUGUUGAAGAUAAUCUUGGAAGCCUGUUAAUAAGAACUUAGUGGUCAGCAAAGCAAAUUGUAACUGAAAUAAUUAACAAACGUGCUUUACAUCCUUCUAUCUUUUACUAGUUUGCUUAGUGGCACGCUUAGUUUGCCACUUCCUCCCCUUGAGCACUUCACUUAAUAAAAGUAGGAUGCUUACUGGUUUGAUCAUACCAGUUUGCUGUCUGAACUGACAAACUGUGAUUUGAUAAAAUCGGAAAGUGUUCUAUUAAAUUGAGGGGGAGACGGGAGUGGUGAAAGUAGCACAUGAACAUAGAAUCACAGAAUUGUACAGUUGGAAGGGAUCCCAAGGGUCAUCUAGUCCAACCUUCUCCAAUACUGCCCACAGCCGUCCCUGGAUAGGCUCUCAAAACACCAACCUGCUGGCUAACACAUUGGCUCAUUGAAGCCUGUAUUGAGAGGUGUGCCACUUCUAGUCAAAGAUAGAAAAUAGGGGGAUCAUGGUUGUAACAUGGUUGUGAGUGUAGUUAUGGCACCAUGGGGAAGCAAAGAAUUAUAGCUUGAUCUAUAUUGUAGAUUCUCAUAUUCAAGAUUUAAUGUUGCUUAGUGUCCAUGUUACCCUGAGUUCUUAUAGGAAGGCUGGGAUACAAAUAUAAUAAGACUGCUUUUCAGGAUAUGCUAAACACUUUGCACAGCUUUGAAUAAAAUACGAAACCAUUUUGCAAUUCUGCGAAUUCUACUUUUGAGUUUUUAAACACGUUAAUAUCUCAGAUAAUUCUCAUAUAAACCUUGCAGGCUAGUGAUGCACUGUAAAAUCAUAAGUAUAUUUCUUUGGAAGUACCGUAUUUUUCUGUGUAUAAGGCUACGGUUUUUUACCAAAAAAUUAGGUUUGAAAUUGUGGCUCAUCUUAUACACUGGUAGUGCUGAGGGAUGUUUACUUAAUUUGGAAAUGAUAACAGACUUUCAGUAAGGAGAAUGUUUAAUUCAAAUUAAUAAAAUAAGGGAAGUUCAGUUCUAGGCUUUGGAAGAAGAGAUUGCUUGCUUUACACAUUACACAGCAGCAGGUCUGGGUUUGCCACCAGGUGUACCCUCAAAAGGAAGUUGCAGCCAUCCCUGCUCUCUGAUAAGGGUACUUAUAUACUAUGUAUAUUUUCAAACUGCUGGGAUAGCUCAGUCGGUAGAGCAUGAGAUUCUUAAUCUCAGAAUUAUGGGUUUGAGCAAGCCCCACAUUGAGCAAAAGAUUCCUGAAUUGCAGGGGGUUGGAGUACAUGACCCUUGUGGUCUACAGUUUGUGGUCUACAAUUCUAUGAUUCUACGAAACAUCUGUUUACAAUGUUAACCUGUAACAUUUUUAAGUACUCACUAAAUCUUGAGUGUAUUCUUAAAAUGACAACAUUUGGAUAAGCCCUGUGAUGCUCUUAAGCUGUAGAAAUUUGAUGCUGAGUUCUGAUAGGAAAAGUAACUUUAUUAAUGCAUUUUAACAUACCUUAAUACACAUAUUCUGACGGCCUGUGGUCACAAAAGCAGUAAGUCCAAAGGCGUUGCCACUUUAAUGCACUUCCCAUUAAAACGGCAGUGAACAGGGCUGGAAAACCCCCAGACACCUGUUUUCCUGGGUGCCUAAAAAGAUGAUGCUGGCAACUAAAAAUACAUAUGGCAUAAACUGGCCAUUUAUCCCCAUCACAGCUGUUGUUGCCCUUGUCCAGUUGGAAAACAGUCCCAGGAAAAUGGGAUCACAAUCAUUAGAGUACCAGAAGUAUUGGAACAACUAAUGUGCACAUAAUAGGGAAAAAAUGACAGGGAGCUAGAGAGUGAACUUGCCAUUAGAACACUUCCCCUAUGUCUCUGCCUGUGAAAGAACCAACCUCCCAUUUAUGUGUGUUCAGUAUGUGUGCAACUGUGCAUAUGUGCAUCACGCCAAACCCAGAAGUGACAGGGAAGGGGCGGAAUGGGGUGUUUGCAGGUUUUUCCAGUGGUGUUUCAAAUAUACAUGAUUUCACUGCCAUGCACAAUGCCUUGGAACGUAACCCCCACGUAAAUAGGGGGUUGCCUGUAGUGAGCAUAAUGGUGGUCUUUGCAUAUAAACUGUAUAGAAAAAGCAUACUGGAGGCGAUAUUUCAGGACAGACUCCUCUACAGAAUUGCUGUGAGUGACAAUAUGGGGUCCAAAAAGUACCUUUACCUUUACCAAAAUGUUCCAGUCGAUAAUUGGCAUUCAAAAGCGAAAGCAUGGUAGUAAUCUGUGGCUUUAGUCUCCUUCAUAUAUACUUAGUAAGUGCAUGUUUCAGUCAAGAUAAAUAAAUUUCUAGAUAACAUAAAUGACAGUGCCCAAACCUAGAACAAUUUAUCAUGGAACUGGCCAGUGGUGAGGUGACCCUGCACUAAAUCCUAGUUAAAGAUAGAGCUUUAUAAAAUUAUGAGUGGUAUAAAAAAAGUGACUAGAUAUGUUUUUCUUCCUGUCUUAAUACUAGAACCUAGUGCCAUCCAGUGAAACUGAUAUUUUUUUUUGAGAUUCAGACAGACAAAAGGAAAUACGUCUUCACAUGGUGCAGAGUUAAACUGUGGAGUUUGCUACCAGAAGAUGUAGUGAUAGCCAGGGGAAAUAGAGAAAUUCAUGGAGGUUGAGGCUACUAGUUAUGAUGGCUAUAUACUACUUCAAGGACUGGAGGUCUCUGAAUAUAAAUUUCAGGGGGGAAACAGCAUUUUGUCCUGCUUCCCAGGAGCAUCUGGCUUGCUACUGUGGGGAACAAGAUGUUUGGCUAGGUAAGGCUUUGGUCUGAUCCUACAGAUCUUUUCUUGGAUUCCUUAAUAUUUUUAAGAAUAUAUUUAACCACAUCUCUUUUUUUAAAAAAUGUAUUAUUUAUUAAUUUCUUCAACAGUAGCAAAAGACAAAAAUCACGGACAACCUUGAUACAAUAGUGCAACAGUCAUCUUAGUUGCAGAGUUAUUUGAAAAUAUACGGUAGUUAUGUCAUUUGACUUCUAGAUGUGCAACAGGCAAAAAAAAUAGACCAGCUUUCAUUUGCCAGAGUUGUAUUUAGGUAGGUGGGCCUUGCACAGCUUUGUGAAUGACCAAUAUCAAAUGACAACUUCUCAUGUUUGCUUGUUUUGAAUUUUUAAGGCUACUCCUAAGAAGGGCUUGACCCUGUUGAUGUCUUAAGUUCCCUUAAUGAUGAUAACUUGAGCAGGACCUUCAUCUUGACAGGCUAACAUAGAGGUGCUAUCUGACACCUUCACACCACCCAGGUCUUUAAAGUUUAAAGCAACAUGUUGAAUUUGACCCAGAAACUGACUGGUGACCAGGGCAGUGGCUGAAGACUAGUUAAACAUGUGCAUGCUUCUCCUUGUUAGCUGUCAACAGUGCCAUGAUGUUCUGCAUGAGCCGCAGCUUCCAAAUAGAUUUAAAGGGAAAUCUCUAAUUAAUAGAAAAGAGCAACCACCUUUUUCCUUUUUUUUAGUAGAGACCUCCCCCACAGUAGGGUGGGCGAUGUUGGAUUUUCAACAUUGUGAUUUAUCACCAGCCAAACAUCGUGGUUUGGCAAUAAACCGCGAUGUUUUUAUCUUACCAUUAUCUUAUCUUACCAUUAUCUUACCAUUAAUACCCUGAAACUUAUUUGUACUUAACUCCUUAUAACAUUUCUACUAAAGCCAUGUAAUUUCAUUCCAACAUUUUUCUAACACUCAUUAAUUUUACAAUGUUUCUAUAAAUAAAAUUUAAACUUUUCCCCAAUCUUCUUCCACCGUCUCUUCUCCCUGGUCUCGGAUUCUGCCAGUCCUUUCUAUCAGUUCCAUAUGGUCCAUCAACCUGGUGAUCUUCUGUCCGAGGCUCUUAACUCUUUUCCAUGUCCCUUCUGCAGAUCUUCUUCAUAUUUAUACAUACACUUUACUUUAUCUUCCGCUGAUCUUAUUCUUAAUUUCCUUCCUUUGACACUGAGGAGUAGAUCUCGGGGAAGCUCCAACCUAACAAUGUCUUUAUUCCUUCUCGACAGGUCAGCCCAUUCUCCAUAGUCAAAACUAGAGUCCAAAAGAUAUUUCAGGACGUGUUUCAACUGGCUUUCUCUAAAUUCAGUCGUAGAAGACAACAGCUUAUAUUCAUCAAAUUGUCUCUGUAAGAUUGGGGCUCUCUCCACUUGUAUUACUUGAGGUUCUACAACAACUUUCUCCCUCGUCUUCUCCACAACUUGCCAUGUCAAAGUAGAUUCCUGAAUCGAUUCCUGAGUAGUUUCUGUAUAGAUAUUCACUUCUUGUCCCAAAUCAGUCAUUUUUUGUCCCAAAUUAUCAAUUUUAAUAGUCAUCACAUCCAUCUUCUCAUGAAGCUGUUCCAAUAAAGCACUUAUCUUGCAAAAUGCAAUCACUAAGGCUUCUUCUGUCGACAUUCUUGUCCAAGGUCAAUCUCUGAUUCUCACGGUCUUUUAUCUCUGCAGCUGGAAAAUUCCCCAGCUCCACUCCUGCAACAGUUUCAAAAGCUCCCUCUAGAGGAAACAAUUUCUAUUUGUAUCCGUCCUUUUAAACGCAGAUCCAGCAACAAAGUUAGUUUCAAUCUUUCAGUUACUUUUGCUCCUUUUUAAGUGCAAAAGGAAACAAUGGAAACAAUAUAGUUCUCUUAUUUAACUAUCUGUCAACGUACGUUUUAUUCACAGUCAAUGAACUUUCCCAAAACGUCAAUCUUACUGACAGCCCGUUCCCAGGUUCAAAACGGUGGUAGUUUGUCUUUCUUCACUCUCUCUCCUGCAGGUUUAGGCGAUCUAUAAUUUCCCCCCUCUUCUCCUGCUUCCAAGGGGGGUUUAAUAAUUUUAACCGAUGGAAAUUUAAUCCUUUACAAAAGGCUCUCCAAGACUUUAGCUUACAGCGUCUUUGCUCAAUCUAUUUACAAAAGAGGAAGGCGGACUUCCUGUUUGAAACCUUCCCGUUUCGGUGCCGAAUUAAGAUGUUUAAAGAUCCAAUUUUCCGUUCUACUCACGGGUAGUUGUUUAAAGUCCAAUUGUCCACAGGAAAAAGCGCUCUCCGGCAACGGCAAUGCGGCUUCACUCCGUGAAAGAAGCAGUCGAUUUGAAGCACCGCGCCGCUCACCCCACGUCGCUCCGGAUCCCUGAAACCGGGUUUCCCUGCGAGUAGGGGAGGCGCAAAAGGUGCCAGCCGAAUCCCAUGUCCACAGGCUUCUCCCGCCUGUGGUUUUUAAUGGGUCUCCGCCUUCGCCGUGGCGGCCAGACCCUGAUUUCCACGGAGCGGAUUCCUCCCGAUCAGAGGAAUUCCGCCAUUGCCGGAGGCGCUAACCCGGAAGUCCAGCCAAGUAGAGGCUUCAUUCAGAUGAACGUCUUCCAUCUGUCUCUGGAAUAUCCCAAAUAAGCAAUCAUCUCAAACACUGCCUCCUCUCUUCUGGAGCUUCAAGUCUGCAUUGCAAAGCAUGGUUUGAUUGUGACUUGAAGGGAUAGCUCAAACCAGAGUUCGUGUGUUCAGAUGUAAUAAGUGUGUUCAGAUGUAAUAAGAAACUAAGGUUUGAUCAAAACAAGAAAUAAUGAGAUCUCAUUUCCUUCUCAUCCUGCAUAAAGAGCUUCAUUCAAGGAAAUGAGAUCUCAUUUGUGGCUUACAACCCACCAAGUUAUGGUUCAGUUUAUUGUCUUUAUGCAACGACUGUUACAAAUGCCCCUGUGCAGCCAACCUUUUUUAUUGCAUCAUACCUGUUUCUUUUGUUUGGAAAAACUGCAGUUCAUAUGCAUGUGCAAAUAUUUGAAGCUGGCUGUACUUUGUAAACGUUCCAGAAUACACAAGUUACUUAACCAAAAUUGGAACCUUUAUACUGUAUUCAGAGAUUUUAGAUAUGCAUUUAAGUUCCUUACUUGUCAGAUAGUAGGUUCAUUCUCUGCAAAUAACAGUUUCGUUCCCAUUGUAGGGUUAACAGUAGAGAAAGUGAUUCCCCACUCCAAUAUUUUUUGUAUGUUUGUGGUUACCUGACUUGUGCUUGACCUAAUGAUUUCACAGUUGAACUUCAGUGGCUUUUGGUUGUAAAGGUUAGUUCUGUUCUUUAAAUCUUUUUUUAAAAAAUUAGGUUCAGAACAGCAGCGAUUUUGUUUACUAGGCAGAUGACAUGGCAUGAUCUGUGUUUCCUGAGCAUAGCUCUUGGCUCAUGCAGCAGAAAUUGAGCUAGGGAGUAAUAAAUAGUCUAUAAUGGAUUGAGCCAACAGUUGCUGAGCUCUCUGGGAUCAGGUAAAUACAGUUUAAUUAGAUUUGAGCCUGUCAUCUUGAGAACUUUUCAUAUAUUUUUCCACCAAAGAGGAUAAAGCAUUAGUGCAAUUAUUAGUUGGUAGAUUAUAUUUUUAAUAAACAUAAAAACGGGUGCACUGGUGCAACUUUUCCCUGUAUCUUCUGAAACAAAGAGUUCAAGAUUCUGGUGGUUCUAUUAUAUUUAUUAAGCACAAUUACUAGCCACUUUUCCAGGGUUCAGCAGAAUACAAAACCUGCAGUGGAUUAAAAACAACAAACAGUCUAAAACCCCCAAAAGAAUAACCAGUCAAGCAAAAGACAAGCUGAAAUAGAUGUGCUUUGCCUUCUUCUGGGAAACAGAGUGGGCAAAUAAUGCACCUUAGAGGAGAUAUCAUUCUGCAGCCUUGGGGCAAUAAACACGAAUGCCUUUAUUGGGGCAAUAAACAUGAAUGUAGCUGCAGCAGUUUUCACUUUGUGUGGCGAUUGCCCUGAAUUUCUGUGUGAGUUUAUCAAAAUUGGCAUAGUGACAAUGCCAGAGAGGUGGUCUCUGAAGCCUUACAAAUUCUAGUAAAACAGUGCAAACUUUGAAAUAGCUGAGCUGCUUUCGAUGCUAACAUUGACUGUUAGGUGAUAGGCAGCUCUUGCCCAUCAUUUCAGAUGUGAGUGGUCACAGGAGGGAAGCCCAAGUCAUUGGCAUGAAGUGGAUAAGGUACAGGAGCCAAAAGACAUGUGACAGAAAGGCAGAGGUACUGUCCAGGUGAUCUCAGGUGUGUCUCAGGGGUGCCUUUGGAGCAGACAACAAGCAAUAGUAAGGGCAAGCUGAAAUAGCAGGGACAUGUAAGACUGGGGUGCAUGCACAAGGAAAUGGUGCAAAGUCAAUGGAAGGAGGUAUGGAAUGACUUCUUUGUCAUCUCCAGGGUUUGGGAGGGUGACAUAAGCCCUGCCUCAGUUGGCCUAUGUCAUCCUUACCACUUUCUAUUCACGAGGCCUCUUUCUGUAGAGAUAAUGAUAUGAUACACUGUAGUUUUUCUAAUAGUAUCUUAGGGGUACAGUAAACCCAUUCCUCAAAAUAACGUAAGUGGACCAGAAGACAAAUUCUGGUAUCUAAGCGAGAACAGAUUUUUAUAGCUUUUAAUUGGCUCCUUUUGUACUGUUAAAAGUUUUGUUUUUAAUAUCUGACUCUAUUGUUUUUAAUAUUCUAUUGGAAGGCGCCCAGAGUGGCUGGGGAAACCCAGCCAGAUGGGCGGGGUAUAAAUUAUUAUUAUUAUUAUUAGUCUGAUGACUAGAUAGAAAUAAACAAAUCUGAGCUGAUCUAUCAGGUGUGUGUGUGUAUACGCACAUACACACACGUUUAUAUAUAUAUAUAUGAACUUUCAAACUGGGAGUAGCGUUUUGCAGAAUGCUAAAACUGCCACUCCUCUCUAUAGGGUGGUAAGGUGUAGUGAGUGUAAUAUGAAUUGCAAAGUCUGCAUUUCAGCUACACAUUAACUUGGCAUUAGGCCAUUGUUUUAUGCGGAAUGAGUAGCUGGAUUUGGAACUCUAAAUUUGUUCUGGAGUUCAUGUGAGGCUUUGGAGUAUUUUCUUCAUGAACAUGUCAAGAAAAACGUAAAUGGGUAAUUUUUAUCCACUGAAUUAAAUGUGGAUGCCAUUCUUGUUUAAAGAGCUCUGUGUAAACACUAGAACUCCCAUUUCCAAAAGAGAUUGCAGGAUGCAUCGUCUAGUCUUGCAUUGCAGGGUUUUGGACCUUGGGGUCCCUUCCAUUUCUACAAUUUUUUUUUUAUUCUCUGAUUCUAUCUGUAUGAAAAAAUAAAGCUAAAAUCACUUUAAAAGUUGCUCAUAUGGGUAGAUGUUUGAAGUGGGUGGAUGGAAAGUAAUUAAAGUUAAAUCUAAAUACAGGAAUGUUAAAGCUACAUUUAAUCAUGUCUUAAAAUUGAAUAACAAAUUGAGAACAACCAUGGUUUGGUAUUAUGUAUGGACUGUACUGUAAUUCUGAACCAAGGUUCGGCCAUCAUCAUGCUGGUGUUCUCUCCUUUCCCUCUUGCAUCUCUUCACAUGUCCAAAUUUCCUCUCUGACUUCCUGAUUUGGGCAAACCAUAGUCUGUCGUUACAUCUGAGGCAUUUGCAGUUGACCACCAAACCAUAGCUGACAGCUGAUCAGUUCUGUAAAAUCUCCGUCCCUAGUUUUCUCUAACCGCAUGGGCUGCAAUGAGCAAACAUUUUGAUUGCUGGCUUACUCUGCGUCUGGGCUUUGAGCAGGAUUUUGGGCUCAAGCAUGAGAGAAAAAGGAGCAGGUGUGAAGUGGAAAGCAACAUUGAAAAGAUACUAUGUGGUCAUAGGUAAUAUGUUGAUUUAAACCACCUUAAUUUAAACCCAUCCACUCUUGGAAUACAUGUUUUGAACAUGGAAAACAAAUAUUUUAGCCUAGAAAAAAAUAAAGUUAUUUUUUUUGAAGUACAACUUGCUUUAAAACAAAUUUCCCCUCUUCUGUUGCAGAUCUUUCGCUAUUGAGGUUCAUCAAUGCAGAGCUUACAAGGGGUUACUUCCUGGAACAUAAUGAAGCGAAGUACACAGAAAGGAGGGAACGAGUGUACACGUGCAUGCGAAUACCAAGAGAGCUGGAAAAGGUAAACUACUUUCUCAGCGUUCUACUUGGGCUGAUAAAUUCAAAUUCUGGUUUUAUUAAAAACAUAACAGAACUUUCUAAACAUGCAUUUUUGAAUAGGUUUUAAAUUACAAAAAAUAAUUUUAAAAAUUACUUUUUCCCUGUACACUGUCUGAGGGCUGUGUCUUAUGUAUGGAGUCCAAAAGCAUCACUUUGUCUUUUGUAUGGUGAUACCAUAAUUGAAUGUGUAGGCUUGUGUCCAGAGGGUGUGUGGACUGAAGAGAACAGCAUGUGCAGCCAGAGCUUCACUUGUUGUUUUCUCUGCAGCAGUUCCACUGCCAAAGAGAAAAGCAGUAGCUCAAUUUUAAAAGUGGCUUGCCCCUGGCAAAAAAGCCAGCAGAUGCCAGUCAUUAUGAGUGGAUCUUGUUUGAGACUACGAGACACACUAAUGGGAACCCCUUCGUAAAUGGUUUAUCUAUAAACUUAUUUCCAUGGGUAAACCUUAUGUAGGUGCUAUAAACAUCAUUUCUGUUCUAAAACAAUGACAGCACUUACAUCCUGCAUCAUCCUUUCUGAAGUGCUAGAGUUAGAUCCUGAGCAAGAUGGACCAAUGGUCUGACUCUGUUUAAGGCACCUUCCUAUUUUCCCACGUUGCUGCUUCAAAAAGUUUGUGGGGGGUUUUCAUGUGUGCUUUAUUUUAAGUUUUUGAGUUUCUGCUGAAAUGAGGCUGCAUUUUAAUGUUGUAUUUUAAUCUUGUUUUUUAAGUUGUAUUUCAAUCAAUUGUUUUAUAUCUGGUGUUAGCCGCCCUGAGCCCGGUCUUGGCUGGGGAUGGUGGGGUAUAAAUAAAAUUUAUUAUUAUUAAACUAUAAAGUUGUUAACGGUUGGCAGGAUUCAGGUAAGGAGUCCCACUAGCAGAAGCCUGAAUAAGGAGUUCCACUCGCCCAACAGGGCUUCCCCCUGAAUCUCCCCCAAACACUUGAGAGAAUUCCUAGAAAGUACAUUGGGGGGCAGAUAGUUUUAUUUGACAAGUUGAGCUCCCUGAACUAUUAUAUCUUUUCAGUGUGGUGAACUUCUUUGAAGACUCCAAAGCAGACUACGAAAUGUCCCAUAAGAAUCUGCUUAGUUCUGUCACUGAAACAGUGGGACUUGAACUUAAUAUUGGCUGGUGGGAAUAAAAUAGGAAUAUGUUGGUGGGAUUCUUUUUUUAAAUAUAACUUUUACACAUUGGAAUUAGAUAUUAGUAUGUUUAUCUAAUUUAAUCAAUCUUACUGGGUUUCUAGAGGGACGCGGGUGGCGCUGUGGGUCAAACCGCAGAGCCUAGGACUUGCCGAUCAGAAGGUCGGCGGUUCAAAUCCCCGCGAUGGGGUGAGCUCCCGUUGCUCGGUCCCUGCUUCUGCCAACCUAGCAGUUCGAAAGCACGUCAAAGUGCAAGUAGAUAAAUAAGUACUGCUCCGGCGGGAAGGUAAACGGUGUUUCCGUGCGCUGCUCUGGUUCAUCAGAAGCGGCUUAGUCAUGCUGGCCACAUGACCUGGAAGCUGUACGCCGGCUCCCUCGGCCAAUAAAGCAAGAUGAGCUCUGCAACCCCAGAGUCGGCCACGACUGGACCUAAUGGUCAGGGGUCCCUUUACCUUUACUGGGUUCCUAAAAAACCCUUUAAAGUGAUAACUCAGAAGUCAUUUUAAAGAUGAUUUAACAGUACUGUACACAAUUCCAUACUAUAUAAUUAACAUAUAACACGUGAACCAUAAACUAAUUAUUUUCACCCUCCUUAUCUUCAGGAAAUGUUUUCCACAUCUAUUUAAUACAAAUGGUUUUGCCAUAUGUUCCAGGCUAAAAAACACCUUCAGUUCACAUGGGACAUUAGCCAGGCCCAUUAGACCUCAUAGUUAUUCUGCAUCAACUAAGAAGGUGUAUCAACCUAGGAAGGUGCCUACUAUAUGGAUGGCUUGUAUGGGAUGUCAACAGCGGAAAAGCUGUAUUUGAUUUCUUAUAUUUCUCAUUGAGAAAUCCCAGGAUUCCCUAAUUCACAAACUGAAAAAUACUGGUGUAUGCAGAGCUGAACAUUUUUUCAUAGAGUGUUCCAUGUGAGGGGCAACUUUCAAAAUUAAAAUAACUUCUGCAAAAGCUGCCUGUCUCUACUUCAGAUAGACUGUAGUCACCAUGAUGUGAAAGGAAGGUCAGGGCUGAUUAUCUAAAAUUGUGUCCAGGAAUAGGUCAUCUAUUGAGGAAAGAUUGGACUCAUUGAGCCAUGAACGUUUGCAAACUUUGACUGAUUCUUACAGUGCAGACAUUUUCUUGAACACUUUCCAAGUGCACAGUGUAUUGUUCCAUAAAGUUUCCCAGACUAAACAAAUAGUGCUUCAAUCUCAUAACAUCAUGGCCACUACUUUACUGGCAUGGUGUCACACAUUUAGGUUUAGGGAAAUUGUGAAAAAAAUAGUUUUUCUUCCAAACCUUUAGAAAGAUUUAGGUUAUUCUUUUGUUGGCUGAUGUUGGUUUUGUGAGGAUUUCUGCAUUCUGUAUUUGUGGCAGUUCUAAUAAGGUCUUUGGUGUGUAAGUGCUUUCUGUGUAUUACUUUUGGGUAAAGGUAAGGGUGAUUUUAUAGACUUAGAAUUGUGAUGCUGAUCAGCAUGGAAAUCUUUAAAGUAACUGUUUUUACUCUGAUUUCUCUUUCCUUUUACUCUCUAGUUGAUGAUUUUUGGGAUUUUUUUGUGCCUGGAUGCUUUUCUCUAUGUGUUCACACUCCUCCCAUUGAGAGUUUUUCUGGCAGUGUUCAGGUUCAUCACAUUACCUUGUUAUGGCUUGCGGUAAGUUCCUUUAUUUCUCUUACUUAGUUGAUCUAAAUAUACUUUAAUUGGCCUAUUUAACUUUGUCAGUCUUAAGGCUUGAGCUGGUUUGAAAUUGCAAACAGUUUCAUGCUAAAAAGCAAACAAAAAAUAAUCCUAACACUUGACAUUCAUUUUUGAGCCUCACCCAGUUGUGGUUUUGAAUAGCAGUUAGCUCAAAAAUUCUACAUCCUCUCCCAGAAUUUGUUGUUAAGGGCAUGCCAGGAACCUUAUUUUCUAGGGUUUGUUUUACUAAGUUAUAAUGAUUUUCCUAAAAGGACCAAAAUACAUAAAAAAGUAGUUCUGUUAGUGCAAGAACUCUUUGCUGCACAACACAACUCUCGCCCUCUCUCGCUCUCCUCAUGCUCACUGCACACCCUCCAAAUCUGUUCUGUGGGUUCUCCCAACCCUCUGAAGCAGAUCUGCGGAGGGCACAGGGGCACAUGGAGAUCAGAGAGGAAGGGGAAGUUUCAGUGCACUAACAGAAAUCCUUGUGCUAAUUGAACUACCGUAUUUUUUGCUCUAUAAGGCUCACUUUUUCCCUCCUAAAAAGUAAGGGGAAAUGUGUGUGCGUCUUAUGGCGCGAAUGCAGGCUGCGCAGCUAUCCCAGAAGCCAGAACAGCAAGAACAGAACUGCGCAGGGGUCCCUCUUGCUGUUCUGGCUUCUAUGAUUCAGAAUAUUUUUUUUCUUGUUUUCCUCCUCCAAAAACUAGGUGCGUCUUGUGGUCUGGUGCGUCUUAUAGAGCGAAAAAUACGGUACUUUGUUGAAUACUGACCAUGUCUUUUUUUUAGCUACCGAAUUUGUAGCUUGCAGGUGGAUAACAACAACAACAACAACAACAACAACAAUUUAUUUAUACCCCACCCAUCUGGCUGGGUUUCUCUAGCCGCUCUGGGCGGCUUUCAACAAAAUACUAAAAUACAAUAGUCCGUCAAACAUUAAAAGCUUCUCUAAACAGGGCUCCCUUCAGAUGUCUUCUAAAAGUCUGGUACAGUGGUGCCUCGCAAGACGAAAUUAAUCCGUUCCGCGAGAGUCUUCGUCUAGCGGUUUUUUCCUCUUGCGAAGCAACCCUAUUAGCGGCUUAACGGAUUAGCGCUAUUAGCGGUUUAGCGGCUAUUAAAGGCUUACAGGCUUACGGGAUUAGCCCCUACAAGGCUAUUAAAGGCUAUUAAAGGCGUAGCAGAUUAGAUAAAGGGGGAAAAGCGAAAAAAAUCUCAAGACUCGCAAGACAUUUUCGUCUUGCGAAGCAAGCCCAUAGGGGAAUUCGUCCUGCGAAGCAACUCCAAAACGGAAAACCCUUUCGUCUAGCGGUUUUUCCGUCUUGCGAGGCAUUCGUCUUGCGGGGCACCACUGUAGUUGUUUUUCUCUUUGACAUCUGGUGGGAGGGCGUUCCACAGGGCGGGCGCCACUACCAAGAAGGCCCUCUGCCUGGUUCCGUGCAACUUGGCUUCUCGCAGUGAGGGAACCGUCAGAAGGCCCUCGGUGCUGGACCUCAGGAUGUUACUCUGGAAUAUACCCUUUAUUUAAACGGAAGUGUUAAAGCUUAUGAAUUUUACUCCAUUAUUUAAAUUCCUGCAGGGUAAUUUUGUCAAAAACCAUUCAGGAGAAGGCUACAGGAUAGUCCUCUUAGUUCCAAGGAUCAUUUAGCAUCUCUGAUAAUGUAGAAUAAUAGGAUUAUAAAAUAAACCCAUUCAAAUACCUCUAAAUACUGGUAGCAAUCUUUAUUUAGCAUCAGGUUAAAUCAUAAUGUAGAGUGAUGUGAGUUAGUUGUUAUAAGCCUCAGGCUCAUAUAAUCACACCACCUCUGACAAGGUAAGUAGUAAUAGUUUCUGCUUAACAACAACUUGUCAACUCAUCCAGACAUGAUCAAAUGGUAGUUAAUUUUAACUAUAGUUUCUUCGAAACAAGCCAACUUGAAAACAUUGUGAGAUGUGCUGGCCAUCUUAUUAACUGUCCUGUCUGUAGAAAGACCAUACCAUGUAUUGCCCACUUAAUAAAUUAAUCGUCUUGCCGAUAAACAUUCACAUUCUUCAUGAUACAAUUGGGAAUGUACCAUGUAUCCCAUGUCUGGCGUGCUUGUACUCAGUUGUUAGUUAGUUAGUUUUAUUGUUGCUGUUGUUGUUAAGACCAGUUGUAGGGGACUGGAAAAAACCUGGUACUGAAGUCAGAAGCUAAGACUUCAGCAUAUCCAGCUUCUUUGAAAGGCUUGAGUACAAUCCAGAAACAUCAAAAUUGGUAUCAGUUCCCCAUUGAGCUUGUCAGUGCAAAGAAUCAGGUUAUGUGCUCCUUUUUUUAGAAUGAAAUGUCCCUUUUGAAUUUUGCUGCAAAUACAUUUUUGAUGCUGUAUAAUUUGCAACUUGUUUAAUAAAUCCUUUAAUUGGGUCAUUUUAUUCAGCACCUAAUUCCACAAUGCACUAUAAAUUUUGUCUUCCAUGGUUAAAAAAUGGCUGUUUUCAAGUUUCUUGAUUAUUGCAUGUUUUUAACAGUGAAAAUAUUGCUGUAGAAAAAUAUAUGUAGGCCUGUUAAUAAAUGACAUUCUGAGGAAUAAAGUACUGAAAUAAUUAGAUUUAAGAUCAUAUUCCAGUAUUAUGUGGGCAUUGGUGUGUUUGAGCUGUUUUUAAGGACUAUAGACACAACAUCAUAUUCCAUUCUAUGUAAAAACAAAAAGUGCUCCUCCCUUCAUUCUGGUUUUUUUUUUUCAAGAUCUCAGCAGAAAGACUAAAUAUCCUAUAUCUCCAGCCUUUGUUUACACUCCAUUUAUUCUAGUCUCUUCGAAAUGAUUUAAACGGGAUUCUAUUCUCCCAUUCUUUAUUGCUCUGAAAGUAUAGCAGUCCUUUUCUUUUGUGAGGUUAAUCCUCAUCCACGUUCUCACGAUUCAUGUAAAGUGCAAAUAUUGCAUAGCUGUGUUUCUGCAUCCAGACUCUUGGACUAGAUAAAAACAGAAUAAGGCGAUUUCUUCAUAGCUAAGAUUAUUUCCUGUUCUUUUGUACUUGUGCAUCUUAGGGGGGCGGGUUCUUUCAAGACUGCCAGGUUAAUUUUGGAUUGUUUGAGCAAGAUGUUUAGCUAACAGGGUUAAUUACUUUAAAAAUAAUAAUAAUUGUAUUAAAAUUUGUACUUCUGUAGUCAUGCAAUGGACACUUACUGGUAUCUUCUGAUGCCUGAGUAUUUCCAGGUGAACAGUUUCAGAGUGUCAGUCAUGCUGCCUCAGUACACCCAACUUCUGCAAGCCAAAUGAGACUAUGUCACUCAUUGCUGGUCCAGAUAGCAGAUCUGGGUCUAGCAAAGCCUGGGGCCUGAGGUAGCACUUGGAACAUUGCCCAAAAGAACAGCAGUCAUGGAAGAAAAGCCAAGUUAGGUGUUAUUGCAUCACUCCCACAGCUGAUGUAGGGCUGCAACAUUAAAUCAAACUUGGGGUAGCCUUCCUCCUAGAAGGUGAUCUUUUAAGCAAAGCUUUGUUCGUAACUUAAAUAUUUAUGUUGUGCCCUAUGUGAUGGGCUCAGCACAGAUUACGGCAGUUUUGUCAAAGGUAAAUUUAUCGCUGUCCAGGGCACAUUCUGCUAAAUACAGCAAUAGCUUUUGCCACAAAUUGAGCCUUCGUUGGUAACCAGAAAAUAGUGGAUUUCCACUGCCAUAUCUUUUAUUUCUUUUGGAGAAAUACAUACUUUCUCCUCCAUUAAGAUUUCCCUCCCUGUUGUUUCAAACUUACCACAUUUUAAGUAAUUUGUGACUACAUGUUCUGCCAAGUUUGCAGCGUGAUCCCAAAGGCAUAAAUUCAUGUAACUCAUUUUGUGGAUCAAUUUGUGUUCACUAACAAAUAAAUAUAUGCACUGUUGUAUUCCCCUUAUAUGAGACCAUAGGGCUUUCAGUCUUUUGGUAGGUAAUAUGUACACCAUCAAUGGAUUUAAUUCCACGAAUUUUAAUUCCAGCUUUUUAGAAAUACAGGCUUUCUUCUCUGUUUCCUUUUUCUUUUGUCUCAUAUUGGAAGUUUGACAAUAGCAGAUUUGAUCUAAUUCCUUUUUGCUGAGUUAAAUUCUUGAUUAUCCCAAAAUUCUUAAUUAGGCAGAUAUGAUUCAUUCCAUUCAUCUCAAAGAGAAUAACACUCUUUUCCUGCUUCAAUCUGUAUGUGCUACAUGAGGGAAAAUAAAGCUUUCAAUCACUUUCCCUCUUUUCCAUGAUGGUCAACGUACCUAGUGUAGCAACAUUACAACCUUCUUUCUCUCUCUUUCUCUUUUAUUUCUUGUAAAUCAGACUGAAGGGAAGAGCACUUUCACUUCCUUUAUAGGAUGGAAUAUGAUGUCACUUGGGACUCCUUCAUGGUGAGUAUAUAUCCUGAUUUUUCUUCUAAAUUAUCAGCUAAAAUGAUUUCUCCCCAUAAAUUGUAAACUUGUAUGUCAUGUUGUUAAAAAGCCAACAUCACAUUAUUAACAUCACACUUCUGUUCAUAAAUUUUGCUGGGUUGUAUUCAACUAUUUCCUGACCAAAGUAGACCCAGGGAUAAUGAAAUAAAUUGUUAAGUUUGAGUACAUUCUUACAUUAAAUCUAAAAUGAGAUUGUCCAGUCAAUUUUAAGAGACGCCAUGCAAUUUUUCCUAUUUCACUGAAAAUCUUAAUAGUCGAAUUUCCAUGAAUAGGAGCUGUCAAAUGAAUUGUUAUCCUAGGCUUGUAAAUGACCACUAGUCAAGUUAACUGUGGCAAGUGAAAAAUCAACUCCAGAGACCAGGCAGGCAAAUUUUCUAUUCUUUUUUUUCUUUCACAUGAGCCACAAACAAUUGCAGGGAGGACUAAUAGCAUUUUUGUGUGUGAGUAGUAAACUUUGUGAAUGCUAUGGGUUUGUUUCAAAAUAUUCCGUAUUAGCUACUUAUGAAAGAUAAAUAUCAUUGUGCAAGUGGAACUCUGCUCACUUAAUAGGGCUUUUUUACCCUCUUCUCCCCGCUAUAGUCCCCUUUGUCUAUGAAAAGCCACUCAUGAGGGUUUUGCCCCCCUGAGACCAGUACUGGACAUGACAAAGGGGGCUGCUGUAGAAGGAGGAAGCCCUCAGUAAUUGAAGGACCAUCUUGCCUACAGUUCGCACAAGAGCACCUCUGUAUCCAAGACAUAGUUCAGAUAUAAGCUGUAUCUAAAGCAGUUUUAAUUUUAAAAAUGAUGUGCAGGGCAUAUCAAAUGUUCUUCAUACUGUAGUCCUUGCUUUACUGCAUAAUAAAGUCUCAGCUUGGUUUAAUAACUGUUAACAACCAGGAUAAUAAGGUAGGAUCAGGAUUAUCUGGGUGCUUAAACAGGAAUUAGGGAUGCGGGUGGCGCUGUGGGUUAAACCGCAGAGCCUAGGACUUGCCGAUCAGAAGGUCGGUGGUUCGAAUCCCCACGAUGGGGUGAGCUCCCGUUGCUCGGUCCCUGCUCCUGCCAACCUAGCAGUUCGAAAGCACGUCAAAGUGCAAGUAGAUAAAUAGGUACCGCUCCGGCGGGAAGGUAAACGGUGUUUCCGUGCACUGCUCUGGUUCGCCAGAAGCGACUUAAGUCAUGCUGGCCACAUGACCUGGAAGCUGUACGCCGGCUCCCUCGGCCAAUAAAGCGAGAUGAGCGUCGCAACCCCAGAGUCGGCCACGACUGGACCUAAUGGUCAGGAGUCCUUUUACCUUUAAACAGGAAUUAAGACAGAGUUCCCUGGUUUGGACAAAGGAGGGAAGUCUGGCUUAAUCUAAAACAGGGAUGAAAUGCCAAAACUGGUAUGAAAAGAAGGGUUUGUGGGUUGGAGCAUACAUUUCUGGAUUUGUAAACCAUGGUUUACACUGCCCAGAUGUGACUUUUACUUUCUCCCCCUCUCUCUCACGUACACAAACAUAAAGUCAGUAAUGUGCAUGCUAAGAUACAGGGAUGAAUGAAAACAAUAGAUACUAAAAUAUCUCAUGAAAAGUACCUCACUCAAUUCAAUUUUAAGAUAAAUUUCUUUAGGGAAAGUGUUUUGAAAUCUUAUUAAUCGUCUUCCCAUUUCUGAUUUCACCUUGUUUGUUUUGAGACAGCUCUCACCGAGGCCUAAGGAUGAGGUUGGUGUUGAUUUUUUUUCUUCUUAGCAUGCUGUUGUGCUAUCUGUGCGCAUGUAGUUUUUGCUGUUGAUCAAGCUACAAGCAAACACAUUACGGAAGUUUAGCUUCUUUUAAAUAAUACUUCUUACACAAAAUGCAUGCUUUGAAGUAGCUUGGCUCUCUAAGUGCAUCUGAGUGAUGCCUGCGUUUCCAAAUGGGUCUCAUUCACAUAUUACAUUUUUUGGAGUGCUCUUAAAAACUUCGGUUAUAACUGAAAACAGUGGCCUGGAUUCCAUUAAGACAGCCCAAGGGUUCCUGCUGGUGCAGUAGGGCUUCUCUCCUUCCCUCUUGCACUUCGCCACAUGUGCUCCUGGAGAGUCAGGAGAACGCUGAGAAGAGAUGAGUGGAAGGAGGGUUUUUUUUUAGCAUAAAUGAAGGAACAAUUGGAAGAGUGUAACGUGAAAUUCCACCCAAUUUGUGAAUCAUCUGGGUAAGGGGAAGCCAAUGUGGUGCCCUACAAACAUUAUUGGACUACAACUCCCAUUGGGACGCGGGUGGCGCUGUGGGUUAAACCACGAAGCCUAGGACUUGCUGAUCAGAAGGUCGGCGGUUUGAAUCCCCGCGACAGGGUGAGCUCCCAUUGCUUGGUCCCUGCUCCUGCCAACCUAGCAGUUCGAAAGCACGCCAAAGUGCAAGUAGAUAAAUAGGCUCCGGCAGGAAGGUAAACGGCAUUUCCGUGCGCUGCUCUGGUUCGCCAGAAGCGGCUUAGUCAUGCUGGCCACAUGACCCGGAAGCUGUAUGCCGGCUCCCUCGGCCAAUAAAGCGAGAUGAGCUCCGCAACCCCAGAGUCGGCCACGACUGGACCUAAUGGUCAGGGGUCCCUUUACCUUUACAACUCCCGUUGCCUCAUGGCAGCAUGUUGCUUGAUCAGGGAUGAUGGGAAUUGUAGUGCAGUAACAUCUGAAGGGCUACUCCUGAUCCACUAUUAUACUUUGAGCACUGCCAAGUGAGGCAGCCUUUGUGUGUACAGUAUUUACUGACACAUACAAUCAAAGCAGGAAACACUUCUGUUGACCCUAAAUACAUUCAGCGGAAGGCAUGUUUCAGAAGUAGAUUUAGGAUGUGCAGUAUUGCAGAAUUUUGAUAACUCUUCAUGGGAUAAUUGUUUGACAUAGGAUAAUUCAGUGGUUCAAAAAGGGUAUGGCAGGAGAGGAUGGCAAGUGUGGCAGGAAGAUUCAAGGACAAGCAAACAUUUCUGUGUAGUAUGGAUAAACAACAGAAGCAGUAUCCACUCCUCUCUUCAAGAGCAUUGGCUGUUCUACGACAUAUUCUUGUGAACAAGGAUUUUCUUCUGACAAAUAUGAAAGUUCAGAAAAGAGAAAGGCUUCUUUGUGUUCAUGAGGGAGAUGAGCAUUUGUCAUAAAUUAGACAUAAUAUAAAUGAGAUUACUCGGCAAAAACAAGCUCACACCUCUCAUUGAGUUUGCAUACAUAUUUAAGAGGCUCAUUUAUAUUUUGGAAAUUAUUCCUGUUCUUAUGUAGCUGCAUAAGAACAUAAACUGCAUAAGAAGCAGUAUUAUAAAAUCGAGUACUGCUAGGAGUUGAUUCUUACUGUUUUUCAGUGUAUUUUUAUCAAUAAAAAAUUCAGUGUGGCGCAGUCAAAUUUUUAUUCUGAAAGUGUGGCCCUGAGAAAAGUUUGAGAACCACUGGGCUUAUCCCGUGAAGUAUGAUCCUGAAGCUUUUUCAGUACAGUGGUACCUUGGUUUGCAACCGCUUUGGAUUACAACCAUUUUGGAUUACAACCACGUCAAACCCGGAAGUGUGUGUCCCUUUUUUUGGAUUACAACCCAUUUGGGGGGCAUUGGCAAAAGUGCACCUUGGGUUACAAUCUGUUUUGGUUUACAACUGGACCUCCGGAACGGAUUAUGGUUGUAAACCAAGGUACAGGCAUAAGGUAUGCUCGUGUUAAUCUUGUUUUUGGUCAUCGUUGCCUAUGUAGGUAUUUUUCUUAACCAGCAGAUGGAGUCAGUACUUUGAUUAUGUGAAACAGAUUCAGAAUUUACAGUGCAUAAUAAAGGUAGCUUUUAAGUGCAAUCUGUCUGGAAUGCUAUCUUUACUCUUUGGAAAUUCUGAUAUACAUUACAAAGCUUCUUUGAAAUGUACCAAUCUGACAAACAUCAGGCAGUUUUUUAAAGUGUUGUGCUCAGGUAGAAAAGACCUUGCAGAUUUUAUGGAAAUGGCUCACCUUUGUCUAGGGACAAUUUGAGCUGAAUAGCCAUUGGUCACUCUCCUUUGCAUGCUCUAGUUGCUCUUAAUCGGUAACCAGUUGGUGGGACUUUUGGUAAUUUUUGGAGAUUGGUGGUAGAGGUUGGAGCCCACCUAAAUGUCAUAGUAGCAACUUUGUGUGUGAGAGAACACAAUCUACCCUAAUCACACAGAGAAGAAUGGAGGGCUUAAAAUGAAAAAGACAUCAGGAAGGGUGUGGCAGACUCCUUCUCUGCAAGUAAUUUUGCCUUAGCUGCGUUAACUUCCAAUAUUGGAGCUCAGCUGAGAAUAAGUGCACUUGGGGAGAGUAAUUGUGGCAAAGUAAGAUGGAGAAAGAAUUUUGCUCCCCUUUUGGUUGAAGGAAGGAAGAGUUUAGUACAGUUAAAAUCAGACUGACCACUCACCCUUGUCUAGGUGAUUGGGGCUAUACUACGUUGUGUCUAGUUUAACUCUUAGAAGAGCUUGACUUUUUGUUAUGCUUGUAACCUGAAAAUGCUCUGGAGAAAAUAGGAAGCCAGGGUGAACCUGGGAGCACUGGUAUAGUUACCCACUGUCAUUCAGAACACUAACAAAAACUUCUAAAUUGUCAAGAAAAGGUCCUGAAGCUUGAAAACAUUUUCUGUAAUUUAUUUGAGUUUGGACUGAAACAAGAAUUAUUCUGUAUGAGGAUCUGAGAUUAUAGCAAUUCUUGUGUGCUACAGGCUAAUCUUGCAUUGGAGUAAUCUUGAGCAUUUAGAGAAAAAAUAAUUAAUCACAUGUUUAUGCCUCUGAAUAUUUUGUAAAAUUACUAUUUCAGUAAAUCUUGGCUUUACAAAACAUUUUUUUACCAAUAUGUAACCAGAGUCAGAUUUCAGGGUUUAAUUAUUCUUCAUCAAAAUGUAUUCACACAUCUUCUGAGUUAAUGCUGACAGUACAAUAUACUUUUGAUAGAUUGUGUAGCUGCCCUGUUAUCAGUAUGAUCCAUUUUCUUCUAUAGUUCAGGCAAUUUAAAGCACAUGAUGGCCACAUUCAGACAAUUGUACCUCAAGUUCGAUAAAGCGAGAUAUGAAUUGUCAUUUUGCCUGUGCAUAUAUCCCCCUUUCUACACCGUUUGCAGCAUGCCUGAUUGCAAUGUAAGAUGCUCUCAAGUAAUGAAGCAAUCAUAUGUUGUUUGGCUGUUAAACCAAAUGAACUUCAUUUCCCAUUUCAACCAAACCUUGUUCCACCUUCAAAGCAAUCUUGGAUCUUGACUCAUGGUUUUGUAGUUGGUUUAAAAUUCUGGCUUGUUACUUAAUCGGUAACCACAGUCCCUCUGUUGAAGCCACAUGGUUUUCCUCAAGAGUUCAACUUUUACAGUUUCCCAAAAUAAAUGGAGCAAGAAGUUUUAAAAAUUAGGAAACCACAAACCAAAUCACAUUAAUUUAAUUUGGUUUAAUUUGUAGGAGACAAACAGCAACAUGUGCAGAUUUUUAAAAAAUCUCUGCAUUACUUCAUGUUUCUCCUUAAAACAAUUAAUUUCCAAAGCUUUUUGCCUACAAAUGUCCCUACAUUUCUUUGAGCGUUCCAAACACAAAGCCAUAAAAAUGCCAUAAACAAAUUUCUGUUUGCUGUUCACAUUUCCAUCUCACGAAAUAAACCUACAUUUUUGUUUUAAAAUCCAGAAUAAAUUACUGUUAGGAACAGACAGGAGUCUGAGUGAGCAGAGCAGGCAGGUGGGGAAGAGGAUCCAGGGGGAAGUGGGCAGUGAUUGGUGGGAUUCUGUGCCACCUGUAAAGUUAUCUAACCUGUAAGGUUAGAUUAAAGGUUGCAAGGUGGGACUGCCUCUGAAGACAGUUCGGACAGUUCAUCCAGUACAGAAUUUAGCGGCCAGGUUGCUCAUGGGGGCAAGACAGUUUGGGCAGAUUACACCAAGCCUGGCCUAGCUUCACUGGUUUGCCAAUUAAUUAAUUUAAUUAAUAGUAAUAGACUAUUAUGGGUUACUUCUUGGAAUGAUGAUCUUUUUGAACUCAGAAAGGAGGUAUUCUGCUUCCAGCAAAACAGGUUGCCUGCUCUCCUCUUGCAAAUUACUUUCAGUAUCGUUUUUUAAGUCCUGAGUGACCCUCACCCAAGGAGUUAGGUGUGAAUCAUUAGUUCUAGAUUGACUGGGGGCGGGGGAAAACCAGCAGCAAUUUAAGCAUUUGUUGUUACAAUAGAAAACAUACCAUUCAGUACAAAUGCUUUGUGUUGAAUGGCUCUGGUGCUUUUAUUAUGUACUUUUGAAAAACAUAUUUAAUAUGUGGCUAUUGUUUACAAUUGUGCUAUUUGUUUUGUGUACUUUCUAUAUUUCAGUGAUAGACGCUUGCUGCAGCCCGCUCAGGUGUGUGAUAUUUUCAAAGGAGUUAUAUUGCUAAUCUGCUACUUCAUGAUGCACUAUGUUGACUAUUCCAUGAUGUACCACCUGAUCAGAGGACAGUCUGUCAUUAAACUCUACAUCAUCUAUAAUAUGCUUGAGGUAAGCAAAUUGCCAUUAGAAAUGUCAAAACAUGCUUCCUUCCUGAAUAUUCCAGAUGGAACAAUUUCAAAGUUGGUAAAAGAAUUAUGGUAAUUCUGUAAUAUAUUUUCUGCCCUGUUAUGGGACAAAGAUCCAUUUUUCUUCAACAACGAUAAGCAAUAAGUUGUAUUGUGGAUGCUAUAGUUUUUUUUAGUAUUUGUAAGCAGCUUGUUUGUAAUGGGUUUUAAAAGAGCAACUCUCACAAAAGUAUGGUGUAUGUUUAACACAGUAAUAAACAUAGUAAUAGAUACAGUCCCAACCAAUUUUAGGAGUUUUAUAAAAAAAUGGUAGGUAUCUCAAGAAUUACUUCACAUGUGUCUCAGAAGUUGGACAUGUUUGAAGAAACUUAGACUUUGAUUUCUAUGAAUAGUAGACCUACAUGUGAAAAAGCAAGCUGCUUUUCAAAGUCCCUCGACUUUGCAGCUUUCUGUUUGAAGAUGGCUAUCGUAUCUUCUCUCAGUGUUCUCUUCUCCAGGCUAAACAUUAAGACCCUGGAUCAUCUUGCUCGCGCUCCUCUCCACAUGUUCCGGCUUGUCAAUAUCCUCCUUAAAUUGUGGCACCCAGAACUGGACACAGUACUUCAGGUGUGGUCUGACCAAAGCAGAAUAGAGUGGUACUAUUACUUUCCUUGAUCUGGACACUAUACUUCUUUUGAUGCAGCCUAGAGUAGCAUUAGCCUUUUUGCUGCUGCAUCACACUGUUGAUUCAUUUAAGCUUGUGGUCUACUAAGACCCCUAGAUCAUUUUCACAUAUACUACUGUCAAGCCAGGUGUCCCCAUCUUAUAUUUGUGCAGCGGAUUAUUCCUUCCUAGUGUAGAACCUUACAUUUGUCCCUAUUGAAAUUCAUAUCGGCCCAGUUCUCCAGUAUGUUUAGUACGAGAGAGGGACAAAAACUUCUCCCUGUCUACAUUCUCUACAUCAUGCAUGAUAUUAUGCAUCUCUAUCACGUCUCCAUUUACUUGGCUUAUUUCUAAACUAAAAAGUCCCUUGUAGGGGAGUUGCUCCAACCCCUUGAUUCUUCGGUUACCUUCUUGAGAUGUGGCAACACAGUAUUCCAAGUGUAGUCUUGCCAUAGAUUCUUGCGACAGCAUUAUGAUACUGGCAUUUUCGUUUUUAAUCCCUUUCUUAAUGAUUCCAAAUAAUGAUCCCUUUCAGCCAGUUAGAAGAGAUAUUUUUGAAGCUCAUCUCAAUCCCUGUUGUUCUCACCACCCUAAACAAUGUGGUAUCAUCAGCAGACAUGGCUAACUCACUGCUCAUUCCAACACUAAAUCAUUAAUGGGCUAUUUAAAAAAGCACAGGUCCAAGUUCCAAUUCUUGGGGGAACUCCAGUUUCUACAUCCCUCCAUUGGGAAAACUCCAUUUUUUUCCUACCCUUUGCCUUCUGUUUCUUUGCCAGUUACUAAUAAUCCACAGGAGAACCUCUCUUCUAUGACUGCUAAGCGUACUCAGGAAUUUUUGGUGAGGUACUUUGGGUACUUUGAUUGUCAAAAAGCUUUUGACAAUGUUGACGGGAUCAACACUAUAUGUAUGUUGACACUCUGAAAGGUUUGUCAGACAGGACUUAGCCUUUGCCGAAGCCAUGCCAGCAUUUGCUUUGCAUGCGGAAGGUCCCAGAUACAAUUUGACAUCUCCAGGUAGUGCUGGGAAAGACUCCUCUCUGAAAUCCUGGAGAGUUUCUGCCAGUCACUUGGCUCCCAUUUCACUCCACUUCUCUAACCAGCAAGAGCAACAGAUGAUGGUUGCCUGGCUUAGGUUUAUAUCUGAACUGGAGCUCGUGAUUUAUUUUUCUUCAAACUGCAUACCCUCCAACAUUCCUCCAAUGAAAAUAGAAAUUUUCCCUCCAGCAUUUCUCCAAUGAAAAUAGGGACAUUCUAAGGAAAAGUGGGACAUUCUGGGAUCAAAUCAGAAACCGGGAUGGCUUUUGUAAAUUCAGGACUGUCCCUGCAAGGUAGGGACACUUGGAGGCUCUGAAACUGUCAUGUUAAGCAAUGGUUUGUUCAUCGCUUACCAAUCAUGGUUUCUUUGGGUGAAGCUACAGUAAUUGGGAUAGAUGUGACACUAUGCUGUAGAUCAUGGUUUGUUGCUUCCACUGACGAGGGAAGGAGCAAAGUGGGAGCAAUCUCCACAUUCAUGGUAAACCAUUAACUGUCAGUUACCAAGAGGUGCUGGGACGCGGGUGGCGCUGUGGGUUAAAUCACAGAGCCUGGGACUUGCUGAUCAGAAGGUUGGCAGUUCGAAUCCCCACGAUGGAGUGAGCUCCUGUUGCUUGGUCCCAACUCCUGCCCACCUAGCAGUUCAAAAGCACUUCAAAGUGCAAGGAGAUAAAUAGGUAUCGCUCCAGCGGGAAGGUAAACGGUGUUUCCAUGUGCUGCUCUGGUCUGCCAGAAGCGGCUUAGUAUGCUGGCCACAUGACCCGGAAGCUGUACGCUGGCUCCCUCGGCCAAUAAAGCGAGAUGAGCGCCGCAACCCCAGAGUCGGCCACGACUGGACCUAAUGGUCAGGGGUCCCUUUACCUUUACCAAGAGGUGCACACUGGGCCGAUUAUGUAUUUGUUAUAUUUGCCCCAUAAAUAGAAAUGUGCGUCUUCAUUCUUCCAUCCACGCAAACUGAACACCCAAAGAUUCCCCCCUCAAAAAAACCACUUCUUUAAAAAAAAACAAACAACAGAUUUUUUGAGUGAGCUCUUUCCAGAUCUUUCCAGUAAUGUAGGCAUUUGCUGAAUGCCCACAAAUGACAUUUUGUUUUUGUUUUUAGAUUCAUGUCUCCCGGCUCCUGCUCCUUUAUGAACUCCCAAUGUACAUAAUACUAGUGACAUAGCCCCAUCAUGGAAUUCUUCUGGAGUCUGGAGCCGGAAUGUAGGGUUUAGGUAAGUCCAGUUUAAAGAGAGGGGCGCUAUUGUGUGGCAUCUAAGCAUUUAGAGUCCUAUUAAAAUUAAUUUUUUUAGAGACUAUUUUUAAAAAAACCACACAAUAUACUUUAGGGCUAUUAUACUAAAUUUGGUUUUUCCCCAAAUAAGAGAAAGAACGAGCUGGAAGAGAUUGAACUUACUUUGUUGUUUAGGGGGGGAAAUUACUUUUGUUGAGGGUUUCAUUGAACCAACCUAAAUCAUAGGCAAUACCAAUAGAGUAUAGAGGGGAGGAUAACACUUAAAAUAUGCUUUUGUAUGCAGAAAGGCACACUUACAAAUAUAUGAAACUGGAAGGCCUUGAAUAAUUUACUGUUUGUACAUAACGUACAGUGGUGCCCCACAAGACGAAUGCCUCGCAAGACGGAAAACUCGCUAGACGAAAGAGUUUUCCGUUUUGGAGGUGCCUCGCAAAACGAAUCUGCUAUGGGCUUGCUUCGCAAGACGAAAAUGUCUUGCGAGUUCCUGGUGUUUUUUUUUCCUUUUCCCCCUCUUUUUCUAAGUCGCUAAGCCGCUUAUCUGGUUAUCCGAUAAGCUGAUAAGCUGCUAAAAGCCGCUAAAAGCUGCUAAUAGCGCUAAUCCGCUAAUCCGUCAAUGGGCUUGCUUCGCAAGACGAAAAAACCGCUAGACGAAGAGACUCCCAGAACGGAUUCUUUUCGUCUUGCGAGGCACCACUGUACAUAAUUUGUACACGGAGGAUGUUUCUCACUGGACCAAGCUGUUCUUUCAUUUUGUCACUUCUGUAUUUUCCAGUUGUGGUAAGAAUUCACAUCUAUACAACCUUGUUCGUUACCAAGGUGAGGAACAACCAUCUUUUGAAUAAACCACAGAACCAAGGAGACUAAUUUGAGUCCAGCAACCAGGAAGCCCCCAACGUUCAUUAUAGCUAUUGCAACGGGACAGAGCUCACUCAAUUCAACAUGCCAGUUGACCUGAGAAGGUCUGUCCCGAGGCACUUCAGAACAAAGGCUUAUAUAGUUGUUCAAAAAUCAAACAAGUCAUAAAACAUCUUCAUGUACAUCAGGAAAGGUUACAGGUCAUGAAAAGCAAAGCAUGCAUGGCUCCAUACUGGUACGUUCACCCCCACAAUCACCUUGCAGUGGUGAGGCCAUUUGACCAUUUUCGGUCUUGGAUGUCUGGCAUUACCCUAGCAACCUAACCAUCAGUGGGAGGGAGGAGCAUCAUAAAAUCCUGGGUCUCAGAUAGCUUCAUGGAUAGCUGAUUAACACUGCUGUUAAAAUAUCUUGCCGUUUUUACCACUUUCAUGAGUAGAUAAGGAGAGAUGGAAUGCAGCGUAGGAAGGAGAAACUCACAAAUGCAGAACACAAAAAAAUCAAGCCGAAUACAUUCUAAAAGGUUAAAUGCAAUUAAAGUGAAACAUUGAAACAUUAUUAAAAUAAUAAAAAUAUACACCUGGGUUCACUAAUUCUUAUAUCACAGUUCAAAAGCAAAAGUUGGUUUUUUCACUAUUUUUCGUAACUUUAAGCCAGGAUAAUAUUCUGUCAAGUCCAAAUAGUGCUUGAACAUUGGUAGGAGAACUCACAGUUGUAUAAAGCACAGUGGAUCCAUCCUUCAGUUUGAGGUGCCAGUUCAUAUAACCAGGGUUUCCAUUUGAUCCCUGCAUGGUUCAAAGCCUACCUGCAACCCUGUGAAUUUUUGUACCUGGAUCUAGAGAGGAUGGUUCACACUUUUUGCAGUAGGGAAGCUCUUUGUUCGCAUUUGAUGAUGUAUGCCUUAACUCUGCACCUUGUGCAUACUGGAAACCAUGGGAGCCCCUUCAUCAGGUGGGGCUUCCAGCUAGCUGAAGUGACAAAGAGCCAUAGAAUUGCUAAUUAGAAAUGUUAAAAAAUCAGAAUUGGACCUUAAAAUAAUUAAAGGUUAAUGUGAAAUAUGAACUAAUAGAUUUUAGUGAGUCUACUCUGAGUAUGAUGUAGGUGGAUAUCACCCAUUAUAUUUGCCUUCUAGAUUUUGAUCAUUUAGGAAAUGUUCAUGCUUAAUGAAUAUUUCUCACAUCAGUGAGGGUGUAGAAGAUCAGCAAGGAGCCAAACAAACUCAUGUGCGCGCACACACACACACACACACACACACACACACGCAUCAAGCAAAAUUGAAAGGAUAAUAAUAAUAAUAAUAAUUAUACCCCGCCCAUCUGGCUGGGCUUCCCCAGCCACUCUGGGCGGCUUCCAACCAAAUAUUAAAAUACAGUCAUACAUCAAACAUUAAAAGCUUCCCUAAACCAGGCUGCCUUCAGAUGUCUUCUAAAAGUUUGGUAGUUGUUUAUCUCUUUGACAUCUGGUGGGAGGGCGUUCCACAGGGCGGGUGCCACUACCGAGAAGGCUCUCUGCCUGGUUCCCUGUAAUUUGGCUUCUCGCAGGGAGGGAACCGCCAGAAGGGAGAUGCUCCUUCAGAUAUACUGGACCAAGGCCAUUUAGGGCUUUAAAGGUCAGCACCAACAGUUUGUAUUGUGCUCAGAAACGUACUGGGAGCCAAUGUAGGUCUUUCAAGACCAGUGUUAUGUGGUCUCGGCGGCCACUCCCAGUCACCAGUCUAGCUGCUCCAUUCUGGAUUAGUUGUAGUUUCCGGGUCACCUUCAAAGGUAGCCCCACAUAGAGUGCAUUGCAGUAGUCCAAGCGGGAAAUAACCAGAGCAUGCACUAUUCUGGCGAGGCAGUCUGCGGGCAGAUAGGGUCUCAGCUUGCGCACCAGACGAAGCUGGUAAACAGCUGCCUUGGACACAGAAUUGACCUGUACCUCCAUGGACAGCUGUGAGCGCAAAAUGACUCCCAGGCUGCGCACCUGGUCCUUCAGGGGCACAGUUACCCCAUUCAGAACCAGGGAGUCCUCCACAUCCGCCCACCUACUGUCCCCCCAAAACAGUAGUUCUGUCUUGUCAGGAUUCAACCUCAAUCUGUUAGCCACCAUCCAUCCUCCAACCGCCUCCAGACACUCACACAGGACCUUCACCGCCUUCACCGGUUCUGAUUUAAAAGAGAGGUAGAGCUGGGUAUCAUCUGCAUAUUGAUGGACACCCAGCCCAAACCCCCUGAUGAUCUCUCCCAGCGGCUGCAUAUAGAUGUUGAAAAGCGUGGUAGUGGUGCUCUUGCCCAUUUUCUUCCUGAAAGAGCUCUUAAAACUGCGCCCCAGUGGUCCUGUUAAGCUCCUGCCACCAGAAAGCUGUUGAAAUCGGGUGACGAGUGUCUGAUGGCUGGAAACUGCUGAGUCAGGCCUGGAUGCUCCAUCUCGGUAGAGACUCUCUUGCAAAAGCACUGCAGGUACAAACAAGCAGGCAAAUCGUACAGCGCCAGGCUGAAUUCUGACAGGCCAGGCACAUGGCACAGUGUCUUUGCUUCCUAUCUGGGAAGAUGAUCCAAAUUUUUUCUCCUUCUCCUGCUUGGGAUGGGUGUGGGCAGUGCAGAGUCCUACACGUCUUUCCUUCCCAUCCAUCUGCUGCCUCUUGUUCAUCUUCCCCCAGGCCCCAUUUUGCAUUUCAGGGCUCACUCCAGAUUUCUUUCUUAGGGUGCCUCCUUUUCUCCCCAUGACUGCUCUUGGGGUUCUUUGGCAUCUUCUUUUUUCUUGAGAGUAUUUUCUGCACUGUAUCAGCCCUCUGACCAGACAUUCAUAGUUCCAUUUCCACAGCUGCAGUGACGUGACAUUCCAGCAGUUUUGCUCUUGCCCUAUAGGGGGAACUAACAUGUGCAGUCAGUUUAUAUUAUCAAUACAGUGGUACCUCGGGUUAAGUACUUAAUUCGUUUCAGAGGUCCGUACUUAACCUGAAACUGUUCUUAACCUGAAGCACCAUUUUAGCUAAUGGGGCCUCCUGCUGCUGCUGCGCCGCCGGAGCACAAUUUCUGUUCUCAUCCUGAAGCAAAGUUCUUAACCUGAAGCACUAUUUCUGGGUUAGCGGAGUCUGUAACCUGAAGCGUAUGUAACCUGAAGCGUAUGUAACCCGAGGUACCACUGUAUAUGGCAUUUUCUGCUCCACAAUUUAGCUCUUCAGGUUGAAUUUAAAAACAUUAAUUGGAGGGUGCACAAAUACUUCUGCAUCCUUUUAAUGAUGUGGCUUCAAACAGCAUUCCGUGGAACUCUAGUUUCUUAGAAGACUAUCAGGGACUUCUCAGGGGAAAGAAUAAUCUCUGAAUGACAUUUAUUGACCAUUACCAAUUGUUCCCUGCAAUGUAGAACCCCAAAGGUUCUGGGUUGCACUGUUUUGUUCACACAGGUUAAUGGUGGAAUCUGAUAGGUCUGGCCAAUGCUCCACAUAAGGUGACUUUGUGCUUGAAGCAGAAUUGUAAAACUUCUACAACACACAGGCAUUCCAUGGCCAGUCAGCAGCAAGGAUACUUUGCAGAUGUUGAAGGGAAAGCUACUUGGAAGUAGAAACUUUGAAAACAAAAAUUGUAGCUAACUUGGUUUUGAAUAUCCUGUUUGUAUUUCGUGUUGGACACUGACAUGUUAAGAGUAUGCAGUAAUUAAUGGAAAAAUAAGCUCUGUUACCUUUGUUUAAGAGGAACAUAGCUGACAAAAUUAAACUAUCUUGAUUUAUACUUCCUUGGUGUAUUUUCUCUCUCUCUCUCUCUUUCUAGGUAGCUGAUCGUUUGUUUUCAUCUUUUGGUCAAGAUAUUUUGGAUGCUCUUUACUGGACAGCUACAGAACCAAAGGAGAGAAAAAGGGCACACAUAGGUGUGAUUCCCCAUUUUUUCAUGGCGGUGCUGUACGUCUGUAUCCUUUUGUGUCAGAAUUGCAGUUCAUUUUCAUCUCUAUGAAUGCUAAAAUAGUAUUUAAAAUGCAUGGAUUUGAGGACCAUUACGUUUUAUCUACAAACCUAUUCAAAGUUCUGUGUCAGAAUCUUCAUCUUAAUUAAUGUAAGAACUAAAACUGGAUUUUUUUUUUUUAAAAAGUAAAUUAAAAACCUUCUAUUGGGCAAGAAUUAACUAAGGAGAACUCCUCAGUCCAGCCAUGCAGAACUUGUGCUUAAGCUGUCCACUUACCACAAACUAUAGCCAAGAACAAACCUUGUUGAUAUCCUGCCUUGUCCACAUUUCAUGUUUUUCCUGCUAACCUUGCUUUUAAUGCUUGCCCCUGGCCUGGCUUGCAUUAACUCUUAGCUAAACCAUGGCUAAACCAAGGAGCCAGCGUGCAGGUGCUGGGAGGAAAAAUGGCAGCUACUUAUUUCCUUCCCUGGCCCUGCUGCUGCUAUGCUACCUAGAGCUGAGCCAUGGUUGUGUUUAUUGUCAAACCUAAACCCAGAGUUGUAUUUUGUCUGGAGAAGAAAAACCAAAGUGGUUCACUACAUUACCAAAUGGAUAACAAAUAUUUGUAGGGCAUGCACACCCACGUCUCUCAGGGAUAGUGGUAGCAAAGCAGUACAAGUAAUUGUGGAACCUUCUCUUGGAAUGCUUAAAAUCAUGCAAUGGACAUGGUUAAUAUAACUGCAUGUUUAUCAGCAAGCUACUCCAUAGUAUAGCACAGGCAUAGGCAAACUCGGCCCUCCAGCUGUUUUGGAACUACAACUCCCAUCAUCCCUAGCUAACAGGACCAGUGGUCAGGGAUGAUGGGAGUUGUAGUCCCAAAACAUCUGGAGGGCCAAGUUUAACUAUGCCUGGUAUAGCACAAUGAUACUUAAAAGUCUGCUUUGGUAUCUUAAAACUUAGUGUAAUACAGCGGUACCUCUGGAUGUGAACGCGAUCCGUUCCGGAGCCCCAUUCGCAUCCAGAAGCGAACGCAACCCGCAUCCGCAUGUGUCGCGAUUCGCCGCUUCCACGCAUGCGCGUGACAUCAUUUUGACCGUCUGCGCAUGCGCGAGCAGCAAAACCCGGAAGUAACGUGCUCCGUUACUUUCGGGUCGCCGCAGUGCACAACCCGAAAAUACUUACCCUGAAGCUACUUCAACCCGAGGUAUGACUGUAUAUAUUGCAAUUUAAUAUUUUCUUCUAAAAAGCAUUUACCUUAACAUAUAUGACUACAGUCUUGCAUGCUAUCCUUAUAAUGGUCCAAGCAACGACGCUCAAUGUAGCCUUCAACUCGCACAACAAGUCACUUCUUACUAUCAUGAUGUCUAACAAUGUAAGUGUUUUAUAGAUAUAUUUGCCUCACUGGCUUUGGCAACUAUGAUGUGUGACAGUACUUCUGUUAAAUGAUUUAUAUGUUCUCAGUCAACAUAUUUUGUAGAAAAUGUUUUUUUUUAAAAAAAAUUAGAAGUAUAAGAGUGUUACUUUCUUUAAAUCGCAGUUUGUUGAAAUUAAAGGAAGCGUUUUCAAGAAGUUUGAAAAGAAUAAUCUGUUUCAGAUGUCAAACAGUGGUAUGUACAUAUAUGUGAGCUGCUAAUUCAGGAGUAUGUGCUUCUAAUACGUUAUAUAUCAUGUAGCAUGUGUGAAAUCAGUGGUGGUGGUAUUUCAUAAAAUCCUGCGUGAUCAUAAUUUGUGGUGUUCCUCUUCAAGUAUGGCAAGGGGCUUGUUCACCACCCCGAUCCGGGUUGGGAUAUGUUUUACUCUUGAACAGCAGUACUGAAAAUAAAACCAUGGGUGAGUUAUGAAGUGGUGUACAAUUUUAAUCCUGUUUUGAGGUUUCACUAUUUUUAAUCAGGCUAAUAAAGAUAAGUUGGAACCAGACUAAGUUGUAAUCAAGUCCCACAGAGCAGAAUAAUGAAGUUAGUCGUGUUGACUAUUGUUUCAUACUGACUUUCAUGAAACCCACUCAUGAGUAACGUUCUUUGGCUCCCACCCUAAUGAAGUAGCAGUUCUUUUAUAGAUAUGUAUUUAUUUUGGUCUGGUUCACAUAUAAAAUUAAGCCAAACUGUAGCCUAAUGCAAAUGUAUGAGCUCCUGGUGAAGAAGCUGUGUCUGCUCCUGCGCUGACCUAAGCCAUGUCAUCCCAACCAGACUCGUGCUUUAACUCUGUGCAGACAAGUCAUACAUUGUGACCAAGGUUUGUCCACCUUACUUGGUUUUGAGAUGAAAUCCAGUCUUCAGUCCAUGUACCCCACUGCUGUCUUCUAAUUCUGUGCAGUGUAGGCGCAUCACUUGCAUGAAUUCAAUUAAACUCACUUGGCUCUGGCAGCCGCCUUCCUUUGCAUUGGGGAGAGAGAAAGGAAGGGAAGGCAGUUAAGAGACACCCCCCUUUGCUAGCAGUCAGGUAAACUUUGACUAUAUUCAGUGUUGCUUAUAUGCUUUGCCCCCAGGUGUGGUGCAGCUAUACUAUAUUCAGAUUUUAUUAUGUGUUAAAUUCAUAACACUGUUAAAAAUACCAAAAAUCUUUUGUCACUCUCUACAUGUUUCAAGGGAUGUGGGUGGUGCUGUGGGUUAAACCACAGAGCCCAAGACUUGCAGAUCAGAAGGUCAGCGGUUUGAAUCCCCACGACGGGGUGAGCUCCCGUUGCUCAGUCCCUGCUCCUGCCAACCUAGCAGUUCGAAAGCACAUCAAAGCAAGUAGAUAAAUAGGUACCGCUCCAGCAGGAAGGUAAACGGCGUUUCUGUGAGCUGCUCUGGUUCGCCAGAACUGGCUUAGUCAUUCUGUACGCCGGCUCCCUCGGCCAAUAAAGUGAGAUGAGCGCCGCAACCCCGGAGUCCUUCACGACUGGACCUAAUGAUCUGGGGUCCCUUUACCUUUACCUUUUACAUGUUUCAAACACUUAAACUUGAGUUCAUUCCGGCCUCCUUAAACUAGAGGCCUGUGCGGAAGACCCAUUGAAUGCUGUGGGACUCACUUUCUGAGUAAAUAUGCAUAGGAUUGCACCGUGUGAUUAGCCAUGAUUUUUCAUUUUUUUUCAGAUGUUACAUAUAGCAGUAAUUAUUAAAUCAAGCCAACUUAUGAUCCAGUAUUGUAGAGCAUCACUUUUGCCGUUCCCUGAGGAAGAAUACAGUUGUAUAUUAUUCCAGAUGUGCAUAGAACAAAUGAACAAUAAAGGCAACUUAUUUUCCACGUUCGGAUUGUUAGGUUGGAUUUGAUGAAUCCAUACAUCGGUCGCGAACUUAUUCCGUGCUCUUGCACAGAGUGCAGCUUUUUAUAAGUAAUAUUAAUCCACUGCUAAAUUUAGCCUCUGUAUAAGAACUCUUCUGUAGAAUGGUGAUGCAAAUUGCUAUUUUUGUAGCCUUAAAAGUUUAUUAUUCUUUUUAGAUAUAAAGGAGAGAUUCACCAACUAUGUGCUGUUACUGAUAGUUUGUCUAAGAAACAUGGAACAGUUUUCAUGGAAUCCAGGUAAAGUCUAUUUCCAGACAAGAAAUAUAGAAUAAAAAUUUGGAGACAUUUUAGUUGUAUUGACUGCCAGCAGCAUAAACAUAAUUUGGCUGUACCUAUUUUAAUGCAAAAGUGGUUGACUUGAUUAAUUCUUCAGUAUGUUAUCUGUGUAUUGUCACUGGAUCUUAUUAUCAUGUGUGUACGCUGUAUUAAUGAUUUAUCCAAGUGCUUUAAUUCAGGUUAAAACAUAAUGCAUAAUGCUCUUGGUAACAGAGCAGGAGAGGAACAAAGUGUUGCAAUUUCCUCUCUGUGCGUGAGCACACUUGUUCUUUCACAGUGAGCCAUGAACACUAUAGUGUUACGUGCUAAUGAGACUAUAGAGGGUUUUCUGUGGGCUGAAGUUUUCUAAUUUUUCAACAAAAUAGUGUUAUCUUCCUGCCUCAUUCACACCAAAAGUUAGCACUCCAGAGCUCAUUCUUUUGUAUAUACCCUGUCAUGCCUAAGAAGGAGUGGCAUUUGCUGGAUGUCUGCAGGGACCUUAUAUUCUAUAAAUAAUAAUAAUUAAUAAUAAAUUUUUAUUUGUACCCCGCCCUCCCUGGCCGGAGCCAGGCUCAGAGCUAACAUCAUAUAAAUAAUACAAUAUGCAUAAAAACAAGCAAUCAAUGGAUUAAAAUGCAUCCAAAAAUUAAUUCAAAUAAAUUAAAAUUAAAGUUAAAACUGGACAGAUGACAAUUCUCAGGUUAAAACUGAAAGCGGUUGAUACUCACCAGGUCUUUCAGAAAGAAAGAAAAAUGUUUCUACUGCUACUCUCUGGGUGGCUGUUAAUAUAGGCCUAACUCAUUCCUCCACCAGCUUCUCCUGCUUGAUAUCUGGCACAUUCUGUUAGAAGGAUGUCUGCAGGUAUUUUUUUAAGAGAGCCUCACUGAAAAGAUUUGCAGAGCAAAAGCACAUGUCUUAAUUCACAAUGCAUCAUUGAUUCCUUUCUCUUCCUGUGGCUGCCUUUGAUCACAAAGCCCUUCCAGAGAGCACAGGAAGCUUAGGCCCUGUUAUUUUGGCACAGGAGUAUUCAUGCUUUCACUAAGAUACACUGCUUUUGGCUAUCCCCAUGUUCAUUUGGAAAACUCAGCAGUGGCCAGAGGAUUGGAGAAGAUCAGUCUACAUCCCAAUCCCAAAGAAGGGCAGUGCCAAAGAAUGCUCCAACUACCGCACAAUUUCACUCAUUUCACACGCUAGCAAGGUUAUGCUUAAAAUUCUACAAGGAAGGCUCAAGCAGUAUGUGGACCGAGAACUCCCAGAAGUGCAAGCUGGAUUUAGAAGAGGCAGAGGAACCAGAGACCAAAUUGCAAACAUGCGCUGGAUUAUGGAGAAAGCUAGAGAGUGCCAGAAAGACAUCUACUUCUGCUUCAUUGACUAUGCAAAAGCCUUUGACUGUGUCGACCACAGCAAACUAUGGCAAGUUCUUAAAGAAAUGGGAGUGCCUGAUCACCUCAUCUGUCUCCUGAGAAAUCUCUAUGUGGGACAAGAAGCUUCAGUUAGAACUGGAUAUGGAACAACUGAUUGGUUCAAAAUUGGGAAAGGAGUACGGCAAGGCUGUAUAUUGUCUCCCUGGUUAUUUAACUUAUAUGCAGAAUUCAUCAUGCGAAAGGCUGGGCUGGAUGAAUUCGAAGCCGGAAUUAAGAUUGCCGGAAGAAAUAUCAACAACCUCAGAUAUGCAGAUGACACAACCUUGAUGGCAGAAAGUGAGGAGGAAUUAAAGAACCUUUUAUUGAGGGUGAAAGGGGAGAGCACAAAAUAUGGUCUGAAGCUCAACAUAAAAAAAACGAAGAUCAUGGCCACUGGUCCCAUCACCUCCUGGCAAAUAGAAGGGGAAGAAAUGGAGGCAGUAAGAGAUUUUACUUUCUUGGGCUCCAUGAUCACUGCAGAUGGUGACAGCAGUCACGAAAUUAAAAGACGCCUGCUUCUUGGGAGAAAAGCAAUGACAAACCUAGACCGCAUCUUAAAAAGUAGAGACAUCACCUUGCCAACAAAGGUCCAUAUAGUAAAAGCCAUGGUUUUCCCAGUAGUGAUGUAUAGAAGUGAGAGCUGGACCAUAAAGAAGGCUGAUCGCCGAAGAAUUGAUGCUUUUGAAUUAUGGUGCUGGAGGAGUCUCUUGAGAGUCCCAUGGACUGCAAGAAGAUCAAACGUAUCCAUUCUUAAGGAAAUCAGCCCUGAGUGCUCACUGGAAGGACAGAUCGUGAAGCUGAGGCUCCAAUACUUUGGCCACCUCAUGAGAAGAGAAGACUCCCUGGAAAAGACUCUGAUGUUGGGAAAGAUGGAGGGCACAAGGAGAAGGGGGCGACAGAGGAUGAGAUGGUUGGAUGGUGUUCUUGAAGCUACCAGCAUGAGUUUGAUCAAACUGCGGGAGGCAGUGGAGGACAGAAAUGCCUGGCGUGCUCUGGUCCAUGGGGUCACGAAGAGUUGGACACGACUAAACGACCUAAACAACAACAACAUGUUCAUUAAAUUCUGCAGGAUCCUGUUGAGAGGAGAAGAAGAAACAUCUCACUUGGUGAACACCUGUUAUUCUCAUAGAUUCUAGCUAUCCAGAUCAUAAUUUAGGCUUUCUGUUACUAGGAAGUGGAACCUACCCCCAGUCAUGAAUGAGACUCUUAUCUAUGAGAAGAACAGAAAUUAAUCGCAUGAGAAUUUCUUAAUUUGUACACACAACACUUUCUUAAGAAGAGUUACAUUGGUGUGGAUUAUGGCCAAGUGUGUGAUAUUCUAGCUUGUGUGGUGCAGAAACCUCAGCAAUUAUUACCUUGGCAUUUCCUGAGGUUUCUAACACGUAGACAUUUGCAGCUUCAGGUUCUGACUGUUGGGCCAAACAGUAUGUACUUACCUUUUUCUGCCAUUGGUUUUUUGUGACACAUUUGUACAUCUGACACUCACCCUGUCUUUACAGAUCAUCUCUGGGUAUUGUUUCCAGAUGUUUGUAUGGUGAUUGCAUCAGAAAUUGCAGUAGAUAUUGUAAAACAUGCUUUUAUAACAAAAUUCAAUGACAUCACAGCUGAUGUAAGUAUAUUGUUGAACCAUUGUACAUUUCAAUUUGAAAUUGGGUAUGAUGCGGUCUUAGCAUGGAUGCAGUAUCUGUAUGAAGAAGGCUCGUGUAGGGCUCAUUAAACACCUAUAUUCUAUUCAGGGUGGUAAAUCAAGAAUUGUGAGGAGGUGCAAAAAGGAGCCCUCCAUAUUGGUUAAGUAGGCAUUGAAAUGGCAAAUAUGCUUCACUUGUAAGCAACUGUAAAAUGAUGCAAAUUUCAUAGAUAUGCUACCAGUAUAAUAAUGUCAUUACGCUCAGUUACUUGGAGUGCUGCGUUGCUGCACCUCAAAAUGGGUGUUGAAGGCCUGUAAAAGGUGCUGAAAAGAGUAAAAGGGAGAAAAAUGAUCAUGAGAUUGGAGUGACUUCCCUAUGAAAAAGGGUUCCAAUGUCUGGAGCUUUUUAGUGCGGAAGGAAUGUGAGCUCAGUACAGAUCUGAUACACAAAACAAGUUCCUGGGCUUUAGAAUUCUUUAAUUCAAAGUGUAUAUCUUCUGCUCCUAGCUCUGCUUGGUUGAUCUUGGGGUUUUAGUAAAAAAGGAACAAACCCAAAAUUACAAGAUGAAAAUGUGUUGUCUGCUAACGCCACAAGCCUUGUCCAUCUCAUAUUAGCCAUUAAAAUUGUGUUUUAGUUUCAAGGACAUGAUAAAGAAUAAGAAUAGAGGCAAAUAUUUUCCCUUCAUUGCAUUCGUGUGCACAUAUGUUCAUUUAAGAAGCGAGGUCAGAUAUAGACAGGGUGGCUGGAUUUGCAAAGUAGCAGCAGUAUAGUGUGGAAGCACAUUUAAUAAAUGCACUUAAUAAGUUAUAUUGUGCCAAAGGCAGUUAUACAUGGCCUACUUUUGUAUAAUGAGUGCAGAAAUAAUGCAGUGAAAAAUGGAAAUGAUAGCUCUAGCCUACUAGAUUUAUUAUGGUACCCAGACCUGUGAGGUUUCUUAUUAACACAUAGAUUUUAUAAAUAAAUAAUACUGAUACUACGUAGUACCUGAUUUCACACACACCCCAUUUGAAGCGAAUGGCCGUUGCAGAUGCUGAAUCAGAAUUAGGCUUAGUAGCCUGAAAGUAGACACAUACCUUUUUUUAAAAAAGCUUUUUCAGCUAGUGUCCACGUAGAUGUUCAGCUUUCCACCCACUUGUUGAGUUUUAAUGUUCUUUGGAAUAAUAUCAAAAAACAAGAGUUGCACCUUACUCCAGCUAUAUCUGCUUGGAGGUAAGAUUGACUUAUAAACAAGCAAGCCUAUAAAUACUAGUUUUUAUGAGAGAAACAUGCUUAAGUGAUUGCAGCAAAGAAGGUCAGUGAUGUAUAAUGGUUUAUAGACUCAAUGUUUUCUCUAUUCAUACUGAGCUUUUCUGGAACAAAGCACUUAACUAUCAUCCAUAUCUACAGCACACUGUUGGAUAUGGGCUCUUAAAUGCUUAUGGAGCUCUUGCAUGGAUAAACUUUAAUAGAUGUUUCAUCUUAGUACCUGCAUCUUUUUCUCUGCUUGAUACUGCAUAUGGGUUGAGCAGAACCCUGUGUACAUAAGAAUAUCCACACGGCACUGGACUGAUCCAACAGAAUCUGCUUUUUCCUAUCCCAUAUCAUAGGAAUCCAGUUGUUAAGCUUACUCUUCAAUGAUAAUUGAGUAUCUGAGAAACAGUACGGCAAUGCUAAGUGUGCUAAUCCUAAAUUUAUUUUUAAUAAUUACAGUACUCAUUUUAUUGCUGGUAUUUACUUUGAUCAGAAUGAAAGGACUUGUGUUGCUCUGUUUUCAGGUCUACAGUGAAUACAGAGCCAGUCUUGCAUUUGACCUUGUUAGCAGUCGACAGAAAAAUGUAAGUAGCAGAGUGAAAAAUGCCUGUUCCUUACACUAAAGGACGUGCCUGGUUUUAUUCCAGAAAAUGGAAUCCAUCAGUUAAUCAGAAAUUGUGUUGGUCUCCCAAGUGUUAGAAAAAGCUUACUUCACUCUUUGCACAGGGAAUUAAAAUGAUGUGUACAAGUUUAAUGUGAUUCACUUGACAUUUAGUUUUAUAUUAGUCUGUUUUCUUUUUUGCCAUUCUAUUUUAAAAUAUUGUUAUUCACAAUCUUCAGCAUUCAAACUAAAUAGGAUGCUAGUACCUAACUAUGCUGUGUUCCUGUCUCUAUGUGAAGCUGAGCAAACUUCACAAACACAUCAGCAGAGCAUGUUCUCAUGUUCAGAUGUAGCAGUGUCGUUUGUUCAGCUCAAUGGCAAGUGAGAAGCGGGAGAGGCUGGAUGAGAACAUGAAUGUGAGUCAGGGCUGGCGAUCAAAGGGAUGUGUAUAGUUCACUGAAGAAUGGAGCAACUAUGUGAGAGGUGAGGUAAAGGUAGAGGGACCCCUGACCAUUAGGUCUAGUCGUGGCCGACUCUGGGGUUGCGGCGCUCAUCUCGCUUUAUUGGCCGAGGGAGCUUAUGUACAGCUUCCGGGUCAUGUGGCCAGCAUGACUAAGCUGUUUCUGGCGAACCAGAGCAGCGCACGGAAACCCCGUUUACCUUCCCGCUGGAGCGGUACCUAUUUAUCUACUUGCACUUUGAUGUGCUUUCGAACUGCUAGGUUGGCAGGAGCUGGGACCGAGCAACGGGAGCUCACCCUGUCGCAAGGAUUAGAACCGCCGACCUUCUGAUCGGCAAGCCCUAGGCUCUGUAGUUUAACCCACAGCGCCACCCGCGUCCCGCAUGUGAGAGGUGAAGUCAGUGAUAAUUGAAAACAGAAAGUGCAGUGUCGAAGAAGCAAGCAGAAAAAGCCUGGCGAAUGACUGAAUGGUUUGGACGCUGCAGAAGCAGCAGAAACUGGAUGUGGGGAGGUUGAGUUGUGUGCACUGUUGAAUGUAAUGAUCAAACAGUAAGAAUUUCACAGAAGAGAGAGCAGAAACAAAGCAGUUGUUGGUGAAGAAAGGAUCAAGAGGAGGUAAGGAAGAGAGGACGGAGGGCAAGUCAGCAUAAAAGUUGAAAUUGCUAAGGACCAAGUUUGGAGUUUUGUCAGAGAGGAAGAAAGGCAAGCCCGGCCUCAGCCUGUAAUGAAGAUUGAGUCAUGGAAUAGGGUGCUAAAGAAGUGUAAUGCAGAGAUGCAAAGGGAGCAGAAUUCAACACAAUUAAUUUCAAAGGUAGAGAAAAAGUGGAGUAGGGAAGUGGGCAAUGGGUGGGACUGACAAAAUCUGGAAGGAGGGUAGUCAUCUGGCCCCCACAACCUUCUGGACACGAUUUGUGGGAGAAUGAGAUACCUGUGAGGGAAAGAGCAGCAACGGUCACAUUGUUCGAGUGUUGAAGCUGGGUUUCAGUGUUGGUAUGUAGAUGGUAGAGCUGAGAUGGGGACUGGGGAAGAGAUAAAUAGAUGAGGUAGCUGCCCUAAUUUUAAAGGCAGUAUCUGUAACUGCAUGGUGAUGGCUGUCACAUUUCAUAUUUUCCUUAAUGUUUAUGACAUUCAAGUCCUUCCUUUAGAUAACGCAGCCGUAGUAUGCCAUUAAAUGUCUUUGUAAUCUGCUGAUACAAUGUGUGAUGGCUUGAUCCUUCUUUAUAGGUCAGUGAAUUUAAAUUGCAUUAAUUUUAAUUGGAUUCACACACACAAAUAUAUUUGCCAUUUUAUGAGGCAAGUUUCAACAGUUUAAAUGUGAUUUUGUUCUUUUUCAAAUGGAUGCUUCAGGGAAGGUUGAUGCCAUCAAAAACGUGUAGCCAGUCCCAGUGGAACUAGCUCUGUUAUUUUUGUUUUCUACCCUUAAUUUAAAAACUCAGGUUCAAUUCUUUUCUCCUAGGCAUACACAGAUUACAGUGACUCCGUUUCCAGGAGAAUGGGGUUUAUUCCUCUCCCAUUGGCUGUUCUAGUAAGUCAUGUCUUCGUUGUCAUUUUGCAAACUCCCUUGGUAAGUGGUGAAAAUUUUACCAAGGGAUGAAAUAUAUUCCAAAACCCUUGAAUUGCUAUUUUUGAAGAGGGGUAUUAUGUGAUGUAGCCCCAGAACAUAGUUUCCUCAAGUACUGUGAGGUUAAAGCUUGGCUGAAAAUGGUAUAUAUUCUUAUGUAGCUAGCUUUUAAAAUUAAAAAGUCUCUUUAGACUUUACUGUGAGAGCUUGGGUUUUGGUGAUACAGACUUCCAAGUUAAAAACGUAGUAAACGAAACCUAAAAUGAUCCUGCAAAAAUGUCCGAAAGGGGAAAAAAUAUUCUCUAUAAAAAGCAACUAGCAGAAAGCCCCAGCAGCAGAGAGAGAGCAAAAUUAACAAAUGCCUGGGAGAAGAAACGGCUUGUAGCCUUGCACUGGAAAGAAGAUGAUGUUGGUGGCAGGCAAACUUUCUUGAGGAGAAUACUCCACAAAUGGAGGUCCGCUUGUUACCAGCCUCCACAUCUUUGCUGAAGGGGACACUUAGAGGAAGGCCUUUAAUAACAAGGAGUCUACUGCUGGAAAAGUGUUCUAUAAGGUAUUGGAGUCCCAAGCCAUGUAAGGCUUCAUAGGUCUAAACCAGCACUUAAAAUUUGCUCCAGAAAUUUAUUGGAAGCCAGUACAUAUGUUCAAUAACUAAGUUAUGCACCACCUGUAGUUUCCAGCCAAUCUUCAAAGGCAGCCUCAGGUGCCACACAUUGUAGCAAUCUAACCUUGACGUUACCAGAGCAGAGACUAGAUCAGGCAUAGGCAAACUCGGCCCUCCAGAUGUUUUGGCCUGCAACUCCCAUCAUCCCUAGCUAACAGGACCAGUGGUCAGGGAUGAUGGGAGUUGUAGUCUCAGAACAUCUGGAGGGCCGGGUUUGCCUAUGCCUGGACUAGAUGCUAGAUUAUCCACACCUACAUUGCUGGACCACCAGCCAAAGCUGGUAGAAGGCACUCUGAGCUGCUUGGACAGUAUUGGUUCCAGAAGUAUCCCUCAAGCUACAAACCUGGUCCUUCAAGGGAAGCAUAAUCCCAUUCCAGAUUGGUUUAUCAUUAUCACUUACCGUAUUUUUCGCUCUAUAAGACGCACCAGACCACAAGACGCACCUAGUUGUUGGAGGAGGAAAACAAGAAAAAAGAUAUUCUGAAUCUCAGAAGCCAGAACAGCAAGAGGGAUCGCUACGCAGUGAAAGCAGCAAUCCCUCUUGCUGUUCUGGCUUCUGGGAUUCGCUCCAUAAGACGCACACACUUUCCCCUUACUUUUUAGGAGGGAAAAAGUGAGUCUUAUAGAGCAAAAAAUACGGUACAUACUUACAUUGUCAGAGGAACCACUCACCAACAAUAUAUUUGUCUUGUCUGGACUGAGCUUCAAAUUACUGACCCUCGUCCAGUCCAUUACCUUUGUCAGUACUGGUUCACCACAUCAGCCACCACAACUGCUUGUGAUGAAAGGAAUAAAUAGAGCUGUGUGGUCAACAUAUUGAUGACAAUACCUUCCUGCAGAGCCCCACCUUGACAACCUUAGGGGUCUGAGCAGCACUCCCCUUUCACCUGUUGGAAUUGGCUAAGUAGAACUAGAACCACUACAAAGCAGUACUUCCACCACUACCUUGGACAGCUGAAUGAAAAGACAAUAUGAAAGGGGAGGAGAGAUCCCACAGCCAGCUUUGAAGAGUAGUUAAGAUAAUGUCACGCUACUGAAAUUAUUACUCUGUGUGUUUCAAAAGACGCAAGGUUUCUUAAAAAGGAUGAUGUGUAGAAAGAUAGAAAAUAUCUGAAAUUCUGUUACAUAAUUAUUAGAACUAUUUUCAUUUUUUAAUGCCCAGAUUUGUUAUCGUUCUUUUAUUUUAAAAAUGCUUAACUGUGUUAACUCAUUUCUUCCUCUAGCUCAUCAGAGUUGUUACAAGUUCAGUAAAAGUUCAAGGAGUCUUGGCUUAUGCUUGUGUUGUUCUCUUCUACUGUGGGUAAGUACAGAUCAAACAAUUUGUAAAAAUGUUUCAUUUAGGAAACUUUAAUUGGAAGAAUUGAUGUAAGCAGUGUACAGUAGCACCCUGGCUUACGUUACCCUCGGGUAACAUAAACUUUGGGUUGAGAAAGCGGCAAACCCGGAAGUGUUUUGCUUAAUGCGCAGAAGCACACUACCUCAUUGUGCGCAUGCGCAGAAGCAGUCCCUCUGGUUGCAGAAACCUCGGAGCUCCGGAACGGAUCCUGUCCGCAACCGGAGGUAGCACUGUAGUUGGAUAAAGUCACUUUUCAUAGAAUCAUAGAGUUGGAAGAGACCACAAGGGCCAUCGAGUCCAACCCCCUGCCAAGCAGGAAACAUCAUCAGAGCACUCCUGACAUAUGGUUGUCAAGCCUCUGCUUAAAGACCUCCAAAGAAGGAGACUCCACCACACUCCUUGGCAGCAAAUUCCACUGUCGAACAGCUCUUACUGUCAGGAAGUUCUUCCUAAUGUUUAGGUGGAAUCUUCUUUCUUGUAGUUUGGAUCCAUUGCUCCGUGUCCGCUUCUCUGGAGCAGCAGAAAACAACCUUUCUCCCUCCUCUAUGUGACAUCCUUUUAUAUAUUUGAACAUGGCUAUCAUAUCACCCCUUAACCUCCUCUUCUCCAGGCUAAACAUGCCCAGCUCUCUUAGCCGUUCCUCAUAAGGCAUCGUUUCCAGGCCUUUGACCAUUUUGGUUGCCCUCCUCUGGACACGUUCCAGUUUGUCAGUGUCCUUCUUGAACUGUGGUCCCCAGAACUGGACACAGUACUCCAGGUGAGGUCUGACCAGAGCAGAAUACAGUGGCACUAUUACUUCCCUUGAUCUAGAUGCUAUACUCCUAUUGAUGCAGCCCAGAAUUGCAUUGGCUUUUUUAGCUGCUGCGUCACACUGUUGGCUCAUGUCAAGUUUGUGGUCAACCAAGACUCCUAGAUCCUUUUCACAUGUACUGCUCUCAAGCCAGGUGUCCCCCAUCUUGUAUUUGUGCCUCUCAUUUUUUUUGCCCAAGUGCAAUACUUUACAUUUCUCCUUGUUAAAAUUCAUCUUGUUUGUUUUGGCCCAGUUCUCUAAUCUGUCAAGGUCGUUUUGAAGUGUGAUCCUGUCCUCUGGGGUUUUAGCCACCCUCCCAAUUUGGUGUCAUCUGCAAAUUUGAUCAGGAUGCCCUUGAGUCCAUCAUCCAAGUCGUUGAUAAAGAUGUUGAAUAAGACCGGGCCCAAGACAGAACCCUGUGGCACCCCACUAGUCACUCUUCUCCAGGAUGAAGAGGAACCAUUGAUGAGCACCCUUUGGGUUCGGUCAGUCAGCCAGUUACAAAUCCACUGAGUGGUAGCAUAGUCAAGACCACAUUUUACCAGCUUCUUUACAAGAAUAUCAUGGGGCACCUUGUCAAAUGCCUUGCUGAAAUCAAGGUAGGCUACAUCCACUGUGUUCCCUUCAUCUACCAGGCUUGUAAUUCUGUCAAAAACGAGAUCAGGUUAGUCUGACAUGACUUAUUUUUCAGAAAUCCAUGCUGACUAUUGGUGAUCACAGCAUUCCUUUCUAGGUGCUCACAGACUGUUUGCUUAAUGAUCUGCUCCAGAAUCUUCCCUGGUAUUGAUGUCAGACUGACUGGGCGGUAAUUAUUUGGGUCCUCUCUUUCCCCUUUUUGAAAAUAGGGACAACAUUUGCCCUCCUCCAGUCUGCCGGGACUUCGCCUGUUCUCCAGGAAUUCUCAAAGAUGACUGCCAGUGGUUCUGAGAUCACAUCUGCCAGUUCUUUUAAUACUCUUGGAUGCAGUUCAUCUGGCCCUGGAGACUUGAAUACAUCUAAACUAGCCAAGUAUUCUUGUACUAUCUCCUUAGUUAUUCUGGGCUGUGUUUCCUCUGCUGAAUCAUUUGCUCCAAAUUCUUCAGGUCGGGCAUUGUUUUCUUUAUCGGAGAAGACUGAGGCAAAGAAGGCAUUGAGGAGUUCAGCUCUUUCUGUGUCCCCUGUUUGCAUUUCACCAUCUUCUCCUCUGAGUGACCCCACUGUUUCUUUGUUCUUCCUUUUGCUAUGGACAUACCCAUAAAAGCCUUUUUUGUUGCUUUUAACCUCUCUAGCAAGCCUGAGUUCAUUCUGUGCUUUAGCUUUUCUGAUUUUGUGUCUAUACGUGCUGCCUAUUUGUUUGAAUUCCUCUUUGGUGGUUUCCCCCCUUUUCCAUUUUUUGUACACAUCCUUUUUUAAUCUUAACUCAGUUAAAAGUUCUUUAGAUAGCCACCCUGGCUUCUUUAGGCACCUUCCAUGUUUCCGUCUCAUUGGUAUUGCCUGAAGUUGUGCUUUUACUAUCUCCUCUUAACAAACUCCCAGCCAUCAUGAACUCCCUUUCCUUUUAGUAUUACUGUCCAUGGGAUCUCACCCAGCACUUCCCUAAGUUUUAUGAAGUCAGCUUUCUUAAAGUCAAGAAAUUGAGUCCUAGUAUGCUUGGCUGCUCCUUUCCGCUGUAUAGUAAACUUCAGAAGAGCAUGAUCACUCGCGCCUAAUGAUCCUUCCACUUCUACCCCACUAACCAGGUCAUCAACAUUGGUUAGGACCAGAUCUAAAAUGGCUGUUCCUCUUGUUGCUUCUCCCACUUUCUGGACAAUGAAGUUGUCUGCAAGGCCAGUGAGGAAUCUGUUUGACCUUAUGCUCUUGGCUGAGUUUGACAUCCAACAAAUAUCCGGGUAAUUGAAGUCCCCAUUACCACUAUCUCCCUUCCUUUUGCAUGCUUGGCCAUCUGUUCCAGGAAGGCAUCAUCUAUGUCCUCCGUUUGGCUUGGGGAUCUAUAGUAAACUCCCACAAUGAGGUCACUGUUAUUCUUCUCUCCCUUAAUUUUGACCCAAAUGCUCUCACUUUGGCUUUGAGGUUCUAAAUCUUGGAUCUCUUCACAGGUAUACACAUCCCUGACAUAUAACGCCACUCCUCCUCCUUUCUUGUCUGGUCUGUUUCUCUGAAAUAGAUUGUAUCCCCCAUUAUUACAUUCCAAUCGUGGGACUUAUCCCACCAGGUUUCAGUGAUGCCUAUUAUGUCAUAUUUAGUUUGCUGUACCAAGAGCUCAAGCUCAUCUUGUUUAUUUCCCAUGCUUUGCGCAUUAGUGUACAGACAUUGAAGUCCAUUAAUCAUUCCCCGUGACUCUUAUUUAAGGAUUUUUCCUCCCACCACUAGGUCUGUGUGCUGUUUGCUCCAUUUGGUCUAUGACAUUUGGAGGAUCAUCUUCAUCAAUUGAUAGACUCCUACCUUCAGGAGCACUGUCUCCCUCCCCACAUUAGUCAGUUUAAAGCCCCCUGAUGAGGUUUCUGAGAUUUUUGGCAAAAACAUUCCUCCCAACCGUUGUGAGGUGCAGCCCAUCGCUUGCCAGAAGUCCAUCUUCAAGAAACUGCAGUCCGUGAUCUAAGAAUCCAAACCGUUCCUGUUUACACCAUUUGCGAAGCCAGCUGUUCACUUCCACUAUUUUCCCUCUCUCCCUGGGCCACGCCGUUCAACUGCAAGGACAGAUGAGAUGACAAUUUGUGCAUUUAAUUGCUUCAAUUUCCUGCCCAGAGCCUCGUAGUCUCUUUUGAUCUUCUGGAGGCUAUUGCUUGCAGUGUCAUUGGUUCCCACAUGAACCAAGAGGAAGGGGUAUUUGUCAGUGGGUUUUAUGAUUCCUUGCAGUUGUUCCGUUACAUCUUGGAUCUUAGCCCCGGGGAGACAGCACACUUCUUGUCAGGCCCACAGAUCACUGCUUCUGUUCCCCUCAGUAGGGAAUCCCCUAUCACCACUACACGCCUCCUCUUAGGUUUGGUCGGGGUUCUUCCGUGAGCUAUCCGCUCCAAGGUCGCCUGCACAUUCCCUGAGGACUGACUUUGCUGCUCGUCUUCAUAUACCUGAUCGACUGUAAUGAGGGAGAGAUCCUCAAAUGGAGUCUGCUCUUCGUCUUCCAUGCUAGGGAGAGGACCUCAAAGCGAUUGUGUAUUUCUAAACAAUCAGAGCGAACCCUGGGCCUCCUACUUCUUUGAGUCACGUUUCUCCAUAUAUCUGGCUCCUGUGUUGGUGAACUAGCGUCCUUCUCUGGGGAGUCCCCUGUCUCCUCCUUGGUGGAGACGGUGUGCUCUGUUGCUUCCAAGAAGAGCUCCAGCUCUCUAAUUCUUUGGAGCGUAGCUACACAUUCCUCCAGUUGCUGGACUUUGUCUUUUAAGAGGGCAAUCAACAUGCAAUUGCUGCAGGUAAAGCUGCCUGCAACCUUUGGCAAGAUGGCAAACAUUGCGCAGGAACCGCAGGCGACUGCAGCUGUUCCCUCCCUCCAUCUUGAGAACGUGUCGUUGGGGGUGGCUACAGCGGUCCUCCAUCAUAAAAAGCGUGAAGACAGGAAAAUAACUCCCCCACAAAAAAACCUAGGUCACCCCCAAAAACGUUUUGAGACUAGCUCCCAUAAAUAUAAAAGUUGUAUUAAACUGCACGCGCCGCUUGGCGCGCGCCGCUGCCCUGCAAGCUCUGAUAAGCUCCUCCCACAGCUAAUCACCUGCCUCAACAGAAACCCUGCCCCCUCUGACCUUUGCACAGGGAAAGCAGCCAAUCAGCCACAAAGAAACACACACACAAGAAAACCCUUUUUGCUCCUUCUUCAGCUGCUGCCCUGCAAACUUUUGACAGACAGAAGUGAGCCAUGAGAAAGUGUUCUUUAUGUAUUAGAUAAUAAUGUAAAGCACUUGAUUAUGUACUUGCACCUUCUUUAUAGCAACCCAUACUACACACACCUAUGGAUCUGAAUGACAAUUUAUGUGGUCCAGGGACCCAAAUUGUCAAAAUGCUUCUGCUCUUGACUCAUUUUGGUUUUCUUCCUUGGCAUCUUUUUGGCAGUGGUGGGGGGUCAUGACAAAUGCAGGCAACUGGAUGGCUUUGCCAUACUUCACAAGCAUAAAAUGCUUUUAUAUAUAAUAAUGUGCAGCCCCCGUUGCAGGAUUUGUAGUUCUACAUCAGAAUCCUGUAUUUGCAUGAAGUCAGGUUGGGGUAGGGGAGCAAAACGAAAGCAGGUUGCACAACAGCUGUGGCCGUGGCAUGGGAGUGAGAAGGUGGAAACACUCAGAGGGGGAAAAUGGUGGCUUAAAAUAAUGGCAGAAAUUUGAAUCAGGCAGGGAUGGAGGAGACUAAGAGGGAAGAAGUGGCGAUUCUGACAUAUCCACUUCCUGUUUUUGGAAUCACUUCAUACAUACUUGUUGCUUGCAGGUUGAUAUCACUCAAAGUACUUAAUAGCAUUGUGCUCUUGGGAAAGUCAUGCCAGUACGUCAAAGAAGCAAACAUGGAAGAGAAGUUGUUCAACCCUCCUCCUGCUAGCACCCCAGGCAAACCACUAGGCAAAUCACAAAGCAAGUACAAGCCCACUCAAGGUGAGCGGAACCUAUUACUUCUGGACUUCUGUCAUAUCUCUCGUCUACUGUGCAGCGUCGCUUUGUCCUUGGAAGCACCAACUAAAGUGUUAGGAAACCGCAGGGGUCCAUGUAACUCAAAGUAUUACUUCCAGUAUUGACCCAACAAAACACACCUUCGUGUUUUUGAUCACUUAAAAAUAUCUGGCACUUUGGGGGAAAUGCCAAAUAUUCACUGUUCUGAAUUAGAACAGACCUGAAUUUUUAAUUUCUCCAGGAAGAAUAAGAGGCCUUAUUGUGGGAUCAGGGCAAAGUUAAUGAAGCUGGCUGGUUUCAACCAUCCAUUGUUAAAAUUAACCACAGCUUGGGGUUCACAAUUAAGGCUGAAUUGAAAUCUAAAGCAAAACCUCUGAACUUCUUGCAGCCAUGCUUGCAGAGAGGAGAGGGGAAAGCGUAGUAUGUGAGCCCACAGGAAGUUAAGGUCUUUUCCAUUUCUAGAUUUUUUUUCAAAGCACAGCAUUUGGUUUUUGUUUUAUCCUAGUCUUACAAGGCGCUCCCAGCAUUUUUUCAGUUAAGCAGCUUACUAAGCCUACACUCCAUUAGUUUCAGUAAUGUUAAAACAUCAUGCACUCCUGGUCCAUUCCUCAUGCCCUACGAACAGUAAUAGCACCACAUUUGAGAACUGAGAAACUCAAGUCACAGUAUUGGGAUUAAAGUAUAUUAGUCCAGUCAGUUACUAACUUCUAACAGACCACUUCAUCUUAUCUGGGUUAUUUAUAAGCACUUUGAACAGGGCAAUUCCAAAAAUUAUAUUGAAUUUGAUCAUUUUAUUUCUUAAAAGAUUCACCUUUGUUUUCAUUGCUCCUAACAACAGGCUUAGGGAUUUGGGUGGCGUUGUGGUCUAAACCACUGAGCCUCUUGGACUUGCCGAUCAGAAGGUUGGCGGUUCAAAUCCCCGUGACGGAGUGAGCUCCCGUUGCUCGGUCCCAGCUCCUGCCAACCUAGCAGUUCGAAAGCACGCCAAAAAGUGCAAGUAGAUAAAUAGGUACCGCUCCAGCAAGAAGGUAAACGGCGUUUCUGUGCACUGCUCUGGUUUCACCAGAAGCGGCUUAGUCAUGCUGGCCACAUGACCUGGAAAAACUGUCAGCGGACAAACACCGGCUCCCUCGACCAGUAAAGCAAGAUGGGCGCUGCAACCCCAGAGUCGUCUGCGACUGGACUUAACUGUCAGGGGUCCUUUACCUUUACCUUCCUUUACAACAGACUUGGCUUCCAAGAAACUAAGCUUUUAAGAAAAUGCGAUAGAAUGGUUUUCGAGUUAUUACUUAUUUACUAUGUAGCCUGAUUAAUUCCAUAAAGUUUUAAAUUUCAGUAUCUGAUGUGGCAUGGUUGAGGCCACCCAACCCAGUGGCUGGGGUAUAAAUAAUAACAUUAUUAUUAUACGUCUGAUUUCAGCAGAGCAGGGCUGGGAAACCUCUUUUGGCCCAACAGCCAACCUUCCAAGGGUUGGGCAAGCUCAAAGGUGAAAGAGAAUUGGGCAAAAGAAAAUAAAGAACAUUCCACCCAGUGUAGCAAAUUAAAGUGAAAUAAAAACUGAUCUCUGGUAAAUCACUAUCUCCAUUUGUGCUUUUGAAGGACAGUAAAGUGUAGAGUUGGUGUAAAUCAUGUGUCAGCGAGCCAUUCAUCCUUCCCUGCUUUUGUUUAGCAUUUCUUUGUAAUCACUAGCAACUUCUGCCAUAACUGAGCUCCCUUACUUACUGGAGUUGUCAGAGAGGGCUGGUAUGGUUUUAUCUUUAACAACCUGAAGGUAUCAAAAAGGUUACUUUACAUUAGAAAUGCAAAAGUUAGAAGGUUACUGACAUGGCUUAAACAGGAGUAUGUAACACUACUGUCGACAAAAGAGAGAAAUUCUGUGGCAGGAUUUUAUGCACCUGAUACCCCAAGUUGCCUUGCAUAUCUGUUGAACAGAUCUUUAACUUGCUAACCCUGCAGUGCAGUGACAAGCCAAUAAACAUACAGAUCUAUAAUCAGUGUCUUCUCCCACUGUGCGAAAUCCUAAUUUCUAUUUUCCAUGCAUGAAUUUCCACAGAUGAAAACCUGUCUGCUUCCGUGACCAGUCAGCCUGUACACCAGAAGGAAAAUGCAGUGCCUCAGCUUGUGACGAGCAACUCGGAUCAGUUCCUGACAACUCCUGAUGGAGAUGAGAAAGAUAUAAGCCAGGACAGUUCCGAGUCAAAACACAGAUCUGCAAAGAAAGAUUUGUUGGAGAUAGACAGGUUUACAAUUUGUGGAAACAGAAUUGACUAAACUUUUGUAAAUAAAAUGUGCUUAGUAUACUGAGCUGUUGGGACAGCAGGCGCUGCCACGAUGGAUGGGUGCCAAACAAGGCACUUAAAAAUAUUUAUUUAAAAACUUAAAUUAUUAAUGGCAGACCUAUUACAGUGAAUAACUUGGCUUGAUAACCAAUCAAGCUUCACAUGGUUAACUUGGUUGUUUUGGAAAAUGUGAGUUUUGAGAGAUCUUCCGCUUGGCAAAGCUACGGCAUCGCUUUCCUGAAAAAUAACGUGUGAAAUAUAUUUAAAUCCAUUUUUACGAAACAGUGCUUCCAGAACGCAUCACUAUUCAUAAAGCCCCUUAAUUAGAAGGAUAACAUAAGGAACGUGUUUGCGUCUUUAACAACAAGCAUCCCUUUCUGCUUUCAUAAGCCACUACAAAACAUUUCAAAACUCUUCACCUGCCAAAAGACUUUUUCAAACUUUUAGUAGAAUACAUAAUCAAGAUAUUCUUGCUACGAGAGGAUUGUUCAAAAUGUAUUUCAUCUAAUCCAAAUAAAUCGCCCUUAAAGGAAAUAUUUACUGCAUACUAUUUUUGUCUAAAUGUUAAGACUGUAGCCAGAAAUUGACCGACAACAGGGAAUAGUGGAAUGUGCGAUAACUGGGCAAGAACAGCUUUUUCUUCCUUUCUGUUUAAUUUGCACUGUGUUUUAAACAUGAAAAGCUUGAGUCUGUAAAUGUUAAAAGUGUACAAGCUUGGGGGAGGAAGGGCAAAAUCAACAUGUGGGAUUGCACUUGGCACUUAAAGAUGUUUCACUUGCAACUGUGAGCCCUUGCAUUGAAAUAGACAAAAUAAGUUACUUGCACAUGGUAAUGUGUCAAUCAGCUAAGAGCAUUUCUUUGACUUUGCUGGAAAAGCUGCACAUGGCCAAAAAUGGAGACAGCCUCAAAUAGGUGGUUUUAGUUUUAGACUUUUAAGUAGAAGGAAUGUUGCUUUAGAAGUACUUGGGCUUUGAAGUAUGAAGCUGUUUUACUUGGGGUGCAUAGGGCUUGGGAAACAGGCAAAGAGCAAUUCAAGAAGGGUUGAAUCUGGAAUAACAGACAUUUCAGCUCAGCAUAGUGAGAAAGCCUGCUGCACUCAGAGUGCUUUCUUGCUACCUGAUGGACAAUGUCUACAAAACACAAUGCAAUAUUUAAAACUUUUUAAAUAUGAUAUUUUUUUUGUGCUGAUUAGAUCUUUGUUGGUUCAUUUAUUAGAUAUUGCAAAGUGGCCCAGAAAAGAAUGAUAAGUUAUACUAAAUUUUAAAAUUCAAAAUACAUGUUUAUUCCUCCAAAGCUGCAGAUACUGUUGCUAAAAUAAAAUCAGUGUACAGAAAUUAAAUCCAGAUAAAGAGGCUUCAAUGAAUGCUAAAAAGGUGGAAAUAUAUAGGCUGUUCUCAAGUAGCCAUUCACCAGCCCACACCCCUUUUAUCAAGCCUCUUUUCUCACUUCAGCUUGAAGAAGUGGCCAAAGUUAAGAAUCCAGUGGGAAUAGGAAUUUUAAAACUAAGCUAGAAAUAUACAGAAAUGAUUGUUUCAGAUGUGUUCAUUUUGACAAAUUUUGAUCAUUAAAAUUUAAUUCAGAAUAUUUGUGAAUUUGUUGUAAUUUAAUUUUUAUUUAAUUGUUGCUCAAGGGAAGCUUGGAAUGAUUUUUUUCCCUCUUAAAUGAUAUUCUGUAUGAAUUUUAUAAGUGCAUCUUGUGUGACAAUAAAAAAUCAAUUUUGUAUCCUUUGUUUAAAAAAAA